AUGGCAAAGCAAUAUGGAAACAUUUACACCCUUUGGGCAGGAUAUCAACCCUUCAUAAUACUGUCUGGAUUCCAAGCAGUGAAAGAAGUGCUCAUUGACCACUCUGAAGAAUUUGAAGACCGACCACAGACUCCUUUCCUUAUGACUAUAGCAAACGGAAAGGGUAAGUAGUGAAGAAUGAGAAUUUCUGCUGGUACAUUCCCUGAAGAAAACAUUUAAGUGGCUGUCUGGAAAAAGAGAACAAAGGUUUUCUAAUAAUGUGGUACUGAACAGGAAAUAGGGGUUUUAUGCAGUGCCAGUUCUUAUCUGAGAAGACCCACUGAAAUUAAUGGGCAUGGCUAAUGAGGGUUUAUUAAUUUCCAUUAGUCUACUCUAACAAGUGCUUUAUGGAAGUCAGAAUUGUACUGCACUGUGGUUAGACUGAACUGCAGGUAGAAGCUUGUUUCCUGUUGCCGUUGCAAUGCAUUAACUGUCCUGGCCCUCAGCGCUGGAUGAAGGGCUUGAACUCUCUGCUCUUUCUGCUGAAGGCUUUGAUGCCUACAUCAGAUCAGAACAUUGCCAAGACACAGCUUACAAGGUGGAAUAGGUACAUAAGAAUAGGUAAUAGACACACAGCUAAAUGCUAGCUAAGAUGUUGAUCCAACUAGUGAUACAUCCCCCACACCUUCCUUUUGGAGAUUGAGGUGGGUGACUGGCAUCCAAGGACUGUGAAGCAAGUGGGCACUCCUUCAAAUGGGUUGGGCCUGCAAGGUUUGUUCAUACCUGGCAUCUCUAUGUCCUUAAUGAAGGAGACAGUGUUGGUGCCAGCUUGGCACCCAAUUUAGUCUUAGUCACCUCCUCAGAAUGGAGAGGCAACUCACUGGCAAUUCUAUUUUGCACAGUGGUUCUGAUCCUCUCUCCAGGUCAGUUUCAUAGAAUAGAACUGGGUGCUUGUAUUUCAAUCCCUUGGCAGUUAUGCUCUGGUUUGUCACAGUUUACCAUUUGGCCCCAAUUCGUUUUAACUUCUGCAUAAAGCCUUUGGCAGCAGUGAUUAGCAGAUUUGGGGCAAGAUGUCGUCAACGCCCAGGGACUUCUGGGGAGGCGCCUCCGGUAAUGGUGGAAUUCCUCUGACCGGGAGGAAUCUGCUCCGUGGGAAUCUGGGUCUGGCUGCCACGGCGAAGGCGGAGACCAGUUAAAAUCACAGGCGGGAGAAGCCUGUGAACGUGGGAUUCGGCGGGCACCUUUUGCGCCUCCCCCACUCGCGGGGAACCCCGGUUUUUGGGGCUCCGGAGCGACGUGGGGUGAGCGGCGCAGUGCAGCAAAUCGUCUGCUUCUUCCACGGAGCGAAGCCGCAUAGCUGUUGUCGGAGAGCGCUGACCUUUUCCUGUGGACAAUUUGACUUUAAAGUAAUUACCCGUGAGUAGAGCUGAAGCGGAAGAAUUGGAUUUCUAAAUGUUUAAUUUGGUACCGUAAUGGGGAGGUUCAAAACAGGAAGUCCGCCUCCCCCUUUUGUAAAUAGACUGAGGCAAUGAAGUUGCAAGCUGGAGUCCUGGAAGGUCUUUUGUAAAAGAUCAAAUUUCCAACGGUAAAGAACAUUAAACCCCCUCUUGGAGGCAGGAGAAGAGAGGGGAAAGUUGCGGAUUGAGUAUGCCUGCGGGAGAGAGCGAUGGGACUUAAAACACCGCCGCUCUGACCCUGGAAACGGGCUGCUAGUAGGACUGACGUCUUUUGGAAUGUUCAUUGACAGCGUUUAGAACGUUCAUUGACAGCUAGUUAAAUAAGAGAAAUACAUUGUUUCUACUGUCUCUGGCUGCUUUAAAAAGGAGUAAAAGUAACUGAAAAUUGAAACUAAUUUGAAACUAAUUUUGGAUUGUUUAAAAGAGGAUACUAUUGACUAUUACUAAUAGAAACUGUUUCCCCCUAGUGGAAGCCUUUGAAACCGGUUGCUUUACAAGAGCUGGACUAGGGGAAUUUCCAGCUGCAAGUUAAAAACCGUGAGACUCUGGGACUGACCUUGAAUCUUUUAAGUGUUAUGGUAAAUGGAAGAGGAAAAACAGACCAGUCAACUGCUGACAAAACAUUAAGGUCUGGAGGACUUGGUAACAAACCAGGAGAGGUCUAUCAUUAGGCCCUCCUGUUCUUUCUGUUGCUGUCUUUGUACUAGUAUAUUUAAAACCAAGAGGAAUGUCGACAGAAGAGGCUUUAGUGGCUGCAUUAUAUAAGAUAAAUGACUCAUUGGAUCAGCUUCACAGGAAAAUGGACAUGAUAAAUGCGAAAGUGGAUGUUUCAAUUACUAAAAUUAACUUAAAUACAGAAAGUAUAAAUAAUACCAAUAUAGAAAUCACCCAGAAAUUGAUACAAGAACCUAUUUUGAUAUGGCAAACUGUGGAGGAAGUCAUGGAAAAAGCUGUUGCUGCUGAAGGUAAAGUAACACAACUGGAGAGAAAGAGAAAGAGAGCCCCAGCCCUACAGAGGCAAUUUGAUGAACAUAAGUUGACGCUUGCUAUGACUGAACUUAAAGAAAAACAGACAAAUUUGAGGAUUAGAGUUCACCUUUGGUGGACAUGCCCAAGGAUUAAGACACUCUGGGAGAUGAUUCAUAACGAAAUGAAAAAGGUAUUUAAAUAUACCCUUUUGAAGAAACCAGAGGCCUUUCUCCUGGGCAUGGUCGGCCAAUUGGUGUUAAAGAAGGAUAGAAUUUGUUUCAUGUAUGCAACAAUAGCAGCAAGAAUACUCAUUGUGAAGUACUGGAAGACACAAGAUUUAUCCAUUCGGGAAGAAUGGCAGAUGAAGUUGAUGGACUAUAUGGAAUUGGCGGAAACGACUGGCAGAAAUCCGAGACCAGGGAGAAGAGCUGGUGGAAGAAGACUGGAAAAAGUUUAAGACUAUUUAUAGAAAUACUGUAAAAAUAAUGAAUGUUAGAAAAAUGUUGGAAUGAAGUUAUAUGGCUUUAGUAGAAAUGCUAUAAGGAAUCAAGUAUAAAUAGAUUAAUAGUGUAUUAAAGGGAAAAUAAGGCUAGAAUAUGUUAAGAUAAUUAUAGGAUAGAAAACAGAGGAAGAUGGAAAGGAAUUGCUGAAAUAAUUAAUAGAAGUGGAAAACAACAAGGGAGGUGUGAGGAGGUCGUGGAAAUAAGGGAAUGAAAGAUAAGACAUUGAAAUUGUUUUGUGUUUGAAAUGGUUUGUGUCUUGCUUUGUUAGUUUUAUGUUUUUCUUUUUUUCUUUUUUUGUUCUUUCUUUUUUUGUCUUUCUGUUUUGUUGUGUUUAAACGGUUGAAAAUUAAUAAAUAUCAUUUUUUUAAAAAAAGAUGUCGUCAACACCCUGAUGAUGCUCAACUCUAUUGCUCUGUAACAUCUGAAUCGGGAGAACCCAUGCAAGCUCUGGAUGUGCUGGAUAAGGUGGUGGGUUAAAUGAGGGCCAAUAAAGUGAGUCUGAAUCCUGGUAAGAUGGAGGCAUGUUAGGUGGGUGGUUCUUGAGUCUAGAUAAUUGGUCAGUUGCCUGCUAUGGAUAGGGCUGUACUUCACCUGAGAAAACCAGCUCAUAGUCUAGAAGUGCGUCUGGCUCCAUCUUUGUUGCCCGAGGCCCAGGUGACCUCACGGCCUUCUACCACCUUCAUCAGGCAAGGCAGCUUUGACUAGUAAGAUAGCUAAGGAUCAGGUUUGGCAACCUCCAUGCUAGAUUACUGCAAUGUGCUGUAUUUGGGGCUGCCCUUGAGGUUAAUCAGGGUGAAAAAUGAAGUGGAUCAACUGUUCAUGUGGGCAGGAUAUAGCCAACAUUUUAGCCACUGUUGAAAGAAUUCCACUGGCUGCCAAUUAGCUACUGGGAUAAGUUCAAGGAGGUGGUUUGGGUGUAGAAAGGUCUAUACAACUUGGGUCCAAGAUACCUGCAAGAUCAUCUCAUUCCCUUUAUACAUCGUCAAUCACCGUACUCCGCAGGUGACGGUCUCCUGAAGAUACCGUCUUAUUAAGAGUCUAGGGUUGCCAUAUUUGGAAGACAAAAAAGAGGACACAUUUGCCAACUUCUACUUUUAACUAUGGAUCAGACUUUUAACCCAACAUAUGGAAAGCCUAGCUUAGGCAUCCUCCAGUAAACUUUGUAUUGCUCAUUCAUAAUGAUUUGUGCUCAAUUCUUUCGAGGGUGUUAUAUCCAACUCCAUUUUCAAUUGUGCCUGCAAAGAAUUUGAGGUUGUCAUACUGGUUAAUUUCCAUUCAGUCAUAUCGCUUAACUUCCUGCUGAAAACCACAAAUGCACAAACUUGUUACAGUAUUGUCCUGCUUUCCCUGUUAUAUAGCUUCCCCACACAGUAAUAAUGUGGUAGCAUUCAGGAAGCAUCACAGAACUAACAAAGCAGAAUAAAUUGACCAUCAAUGCACUACUGUCAUGUCAAGAAUAUGCUGCAGAAUACAUCCUCAAUAAAAUCCCAGUCUGGCUUGGCCAGUAGAAAAAUAACUUGUUGACAUCACACAUCAGCCAAAUUAUAUCUUUAAAAAUAGUGUGGAAAACUUAGCUGAAUUGGGGUUGUGACUGAAAAUAACAGCAGGUGUUUACCACUAUGAGAAAACUCAUGUGAUAUCUGCAGGUUCAGUCUUUAUGGCAGAAAUUGGCAGAGCUGUCCAGAGAUCUCUCAUUUUAUGCAGGACCUUCUGGGACCACCUGAUUUCUGUUCUAUUAUCCAACAAAUAACCAAAACAUUUGGGUGAAUCACUAAUAAUUUUCUGAAUGACGACAGGAAAUAGAAAGUGAGAUUCUGUUAGGCAUCGUGUGAAGCAAAUAGUGCUUGCCUAUAUUGCAGAGAUACCCGCAAAACACACUGAGACAGACUUCACAUCGUCUUGUAAUUGUAAUCUUGAGAUACUGAAUAGCUUGCACAUUCAAGGGCAUGAACUUCAGUUUCUUUUUGAAUGGUAACUUAAUUGUAUCAUUAAUUUCUGUAAAGAAGAAUUUCUCACUGAUUUUCCAUAGGUAUUCCAUUUUCCAAUGGGCACACCUGGAGGCAACAGAGACGGUUUGGUAUUGUUACUAUGCGGAAGCUGGGACUGGGGAAGAAAGGCAUGGAGCAGCAAAUAGCAGAGGAGGCGCAUCAGCUUGUGGAGAUUUUUGCACGUUCAAAGGGUAUAAGAUGAGGGGUGAUGGUGCUGAGCUGGCGUAUGAAGACAUAUUUGUGUACUACCUCUGUCCAUUUUAGAAAGGAAUGUGAUAUGUUUUUCUUGGUUCCUAAUGGAGAUCACGGGUGGUGCUGUGGGUUAAACCACAGAGCCUAGGACUUGCUGAUCAGAAGGUCGGCGGUUCGAACCACCACAGCGGGGUGAGCUCCUGUUGCUCGGUCCCAGCUCCUGUCAACCUAGCAGUUCAAAAGCACGUCAAAGUGCAAAUAGAUAAAUAGGUACUGCUCCGGGGGGAAGGUAAACGGUGUUUCCGUGCGCUGCUCUGGUUCGCCAGAAGUGGCUUAGUCAUGCUGGCCCCAUGACCCGGAAGCUGUACGCCGGCUCCCUCGGCCAAUAAAGCGAGAUGAGCGCCGCUACCCCAGAGUCGGCCACGACUGGACCUAAUGGUCAGGGGUCCCUUUACCUUUACGUUUAAUGGAGAUCCCAGCAGUUUCUCUUGGCCACCAUGAAAUCCCACUCUCAGUAUGAACAGGAGCAGCUGAACUCACAUUAGUAGAACUUUAUUUUGCAGGACAACCACUUGACCCCUCCAUGCCCAUCACUAAUUCAGUCUCCAACGUGAUAUGUGCUAUGGCUUUUGGGCACCGGUUUGCUCUUGAAGAUGAAAGGUUCCAGAAGCUGAUAGAAGCCAUAGAUUUCUCCCUAAAAUUUAUAGGAAGCUUCGUUCAUGCUGUGAGUAGUCAUUUUCAUUCCUGCUGAUUCAGAGAAGUCACCCAGGGGCCUUACAUUUCCCACUCAGCAUUCUGGAUUCCAUUAUGAUAGAGAUAGACUGUUGGAGAAGUGAGAUGAGGUUUAAAUCUAAUCUGAGAUAAGGGCUAUUUUACAGCCUAAUCAAUUUCUUACCAUGAAUAUAAAAGAGAGAGUAAUGAAACUAGGUCCACAAGUUGGGACUCUUUGGAGGAAAGACAGGCUAGAAAUGGAACAAUGGCCUUCAGAACAAGUCAUCUAUAGCCCACAUAAAUGAGCAGAAGUGAGCAAAAUAAUUUUCUCAGGAAGGGAAUUACACUAUGGCAUAGUGUGGGUGGAGCCAGGCAGCCUGUGGCCCUGGAUGUGACCAGAUGCUACUAUGACAGGCUCCCUCAUGAUGUUGGAGCCAUGGGGAGGCAAGACAUCAGAUGAUUUCCCCUCUUUCCUUUCUCUUUCUUAACUGUAAUGUGUUUCUCUGUCCCCUUUUCUUCUGCUGGCUGCAUCGAGCCACCAAAAGGCAAACUUUAACACUUCUCCUUCCCAUCCUGCUGUGCUCCACAUCCCUCCCUCACCGGCUUCUGUUAAAAUAAGAAUUUUUUUUACCUGCCAAAGAAAAUCUCAAGCGGAACUGUGUUGAGAGGCAUGCUUUGCCUCCCUCCUCCUGAUCAGUUUCACCCAGAGCCUUGUCAAAUUCACCACAUUCUUCUUCAAAUGUCCCGUUCAAACCUUGGUAUGCAGAAAUGAAUUAGCCAUUGCCUCCCCCUUCUCUCUCUCCUGCCUCUUCCUUGCCUCCUGCUUCUCAUUACUCUGAGACCUCUUGGCUAGCAUUUAUUUAUAUGGGGAUCGGCUCUUUUCUCCACCCUCUCGCCUCAGAUUUCCAUGAUGCAAACCCAGGAUAUGUAUUUGUCUUAUUUAAUAUUAUUUGUUAUUGGGAACAAAGUUCUUGUAAGGAAAGGAAAUGGAAGAGACCCAACCUCCGAAGUGUUUGCUAGAGAGGUUUAUUCAGAAAAUGUAAGUAAUUUAUCUUUCAUGAGAAAACUAGGAAAGAGGAAAAGCUCCCUUGUUAAAGGUUUAAUAAUAAUAAUAAUAAUAAUAAUAAUAAUAAUAAUUUAUUAUUUAUACCCCGCCCAUCUGGCUCAGUUUCCCCAGCCACUCUGGGCGGCUUCCACAAAGACAAAAAAUACACUAAGAUGUCACACAUUAAAAAUUUCCCUAAACAGGGCUGCCUUCAGAUGUCUUUUAAAGAUAAGAUAGCUGCUUAUUUCCUUCACAUCUGAACGGAGGGCAUUCCACAGGGCAGGUGCCACUACUGAGAAGGCCCCCUGUCUGGUUCCCUGUACCCUCACUUCUCCCAGCAAGGGAACCGCCAGAAGGCCCUUGGCACUGGACCUCAGUGUCCGAGCCGAAUGAUGGAGGUGGAGACGCUCCUUCAGGUAUACUGGACCAAGGCAGUAUAGGGUUUUAAAGGUCAGCACCAACACUUUGAGGGACGCAGGUGGCGCUGUGGGUUAAACCACAGAGCCUAGGACUUGCUGAUCAGAAGGUCGGCAGUUCGAAUCCCUGUGACAGGGUGAGCUCCCAUUGUUUGGUCCCAGCUCCUGCCAACCUAGCAGUUCAAAACACAAAGUGCAAGUAGAUAAAUAGGUACCGCUCCAGCGGGAAGGUAAACGGUGUUUCCGUGUGCUGCUCUGGUUUGCCAGAAGCGGCUUAGUCAUGCUGGCCACAUGACCCGGAAGCUGUCUGCAUACAAACGCCGGCUCCCUCGGCCAAUAAAGCGAGAUGAGCGCCGCAACCCCAGAGACAGCCACGACUGGACCUAAUUGUCAGGGGUCCCUUUACCUUUACCUUUACCUUUACCUUUACCUUUACCAACACUUUGAAUUGUGCUUGGAACCGUACUGGGAGCCAAUGCAGAUCUCUCAGGACCAGUGUUAUGUGGUCCCGGUGGCUACUCCUAGUCACCAGUCUAGCUGCCACAUUCUGGAUUAAUUGCAGUUUCCGGGUCACCUUCAAAGGUAGCCCCACGUAGAGCGCAUUGCAGUAGACCAAGCAGGAGAUAACUAGAGCACGCACCACUCUGGCGAGACAGUCCGCAGGCAGGUAGGGUCUCAGCCUUCGUACCAGGUGGAGCUGGUAGACCACUGCCCUGGACACAGAAUUAAUCUGUGCCUCCACGGACAGCUGUGAGUUCAAAAUGACUCCCAGGCUGCGCACCUGGUCCUUCAGGGGCGCAGCUGCCCCAUUAAGGCCCAGGGAGUCCCCCACACACGCCCGCCCCCUGUCCCCCCAAAACAGUACUUCUGUCUUGUCACGAUUCAACCUCAAUCUGUUAGCCACCAUCCAUCCUCCAACCACCUCCAGGCACUCACACAGGACCUUCACCACCUUCACUGGUUCUGGUUUAAAAGAGAGUUAGAGCUGGGUGUGAUCGGCAUACUGCCCAAACCCCCUGAUGAUCUCUCCCAGCUGCUUCAUAUAGAUAUUAAAAAGCAUGGGGGAGAGGACGGAACCCUGAAGCACCCCACAAGUGAGAGCCCAGGGGUCUGAACACUCACCCCCCCACCACUUUCUUGACACAGCCUAUGAGAAGGGAGCGGAACCACUGCAUAACCGUGCCUCCAACUCCCAGCCCCUCUCGACGGUCCAGAAGGAUGUUACAAUCAAUGGUGUCCAAGGCUGCUGAGAGAUCCAGCAGAACUAGGAAACAGUUCUCACCUUUGUAUGAAUUUUUGAAGGAAGAGAUGGGCAUUUCUUGACUGGGGAACUGGGGAAUUUAAUAAAUAAAUAAAAUAAAAUAAAAUAAAAUAAAGAAAGAUAAAUUUUAAAACCGCAUUGCAAGAUUUGUAGAACUGCACAUUUCAAAGGAUGGCUGUGUUUCAAUUUGCAUAUUUGGCAAAUUCACUCUUAAAUGUCAACUGACUUGAAUGUCUCCCCAUCUGUAUUCUCUAGCCACCCCCACCUCCUAACAAAUGGCUUGGGAUUGUGCCCAGUUUUGAAUGAAGCCUGGGAGCUAGAAAAAUACGUUGACCCUAGUUUUCUUUCACAUAUUUGGCUAGAGAUAUUUCCCAGAACCAGUCAUUGUGAGAUCCAAGAGAAGCUGCAGACUCCUACCUUCUUCUCAGGAAGACUCAAACUAAUGUUUUAAGUACUAAUUCAAAUGAAUUGACUCAUGAACUACAUGACCAAGCUUCCUCAUGGUAAUGACGGCAUGUCUGCUAUCUUUCCUUUAGCUUUAUGAAAUGCUCCCAUGGCUCAUGAAACAUCUCCCAGGGCCCCACAAGAAGGCCUUGUCCUGCACAGAGAUGGUGCUUUCAUUUGCAAAGGAGGAGAUAGAGAAGCAUAAGGAGAAUCAGUCUCUGCAUGAUCCACAGGAUUUCAUUGAUUUCUAUCUACUUCAGAUGGAGAAAGUAAGUAUCUGCUUUGAAACUGAAUGCUGCUCAUCCAAGGAAUCAUUAUAUUCCCUUUUAUAAGUGAAUGCUAAUCUCUUCCAAGGACACCAAUAUUUUUUUUCCUGAAUCUCAGUUGAAAAUGACAUUGAGUUACUUUUUCCCAGAUUUAUUGGAUUAUUAUUUUUCUUAUUGAGUUGUGCAAACCACUAUUCUUAAUCAUUUUUUUAUUAUUAGGGUUGUGGGCACUGGAGAUCAGUUGAUGGAUCCAACAGGGCAGUGGGCAAAUACGUUUGAAAACCCCUGUAAAACUCAUGGGAACAUACUCACCACUGAAAUGUUGCCUGUGGUGCCCAAACAGUGAGAAUGAAGAGUUUGGAUUUGAUAUCCCGCUUUAUCACUCCCCGAAGGAGUCUCAAAGCGGCUAACAAUCUCCUUUCCCUUCCUCCCCCACAAAAAGCACUCUGUGAGGUGAGUGAGGCUGAGAGACUUCAAAGAAGUGUGACUAGACCAAGGUCACCCAGCAGCUGCAUGUGGAGGAGCGGAGACGCGAACCCGGUUCCCCAGAUUACGAGUCUAUUGCUCUUAACCACUACACCACACUGGAUCUCAAAGAAUGCCCAAAUAGUAUGAAUGGCCAACUCACCAAGUGGAUUGUGGCAGCUGUUUCAUUACACAUUACAAUGCAUAGCAAGAGGAUGCACUUUCACUUUCAUCAGCAGGGGACCAAACAAAUCCUAAAGAAAAUGUUCCUAAACUAAAUAUGACUUCAAACUCCUGCCUCAUUUAUUCCUACACUAGAAAGGUCAAAAUAUUUUUUCAUCUUGCCUCCUUGGAACAAUCUUUGAAUACUCUAUGGUGACUAAAGAAUGAUUAAAUAUGUUUAGUGCUAAGUAAUGCACAUUUUGAAUAUCUGCUGCCAGAGAGAUUCUUUUGUAUCCGUCUUCACCUGCCAGUGUUGGAUUAUUACCCCAACCCGCAGAUUCUCAAAUGCAGCACCAGCAGCUACCGCUGUGUACACAGGAAUGUGUACAUGGAUCUCUUGUCACAACCAGCUACGAAGCACAGGGCCGGCCCACCCAUGAGGCAGGCUGAGGCAGCUGCCUUGGGCAGUGGAAUGGCAACAGGAGGCAUCCUAGCCUGCCAGUAGUGGAGAAGUGGAGUGGUGGCAGCUUCCUGCAAGAUUUCACCAAACGCUUGCAAGAUCCCACUGUCCUCAUUGUUGUUGUUACCACAUUGUGGCACUGCUAUGUAACCAAAAUAAGGGAGGUGGCAGUGACAGCAGGGCAGUGGAGGUGGCACCUUCCUAUGUCACCUCAGGCAGUGUAAGAAGACACCUCACCCCUCAUGAAGCAUGUGUUGGUGGUAUGCUAAUAGGAGCAGGGGGAGUAAGAUAAAAUAAGUGCUGAAGAACAGAUUGUAAUGCAUGUAAAUGACAUGUCACUUUCCCCAUUUUCGAAAUCAGAGCAAAAACGACCCAGAGUCCACCUAUGAUGAAGAAAACAUGGCUUUUAAUAUUUCCGGGCUCUUUGUAGCAGGGACAUCCACAACCACCAGUUCUAUGAAAUGGGCACUUCUCCUCCUGGCAAGUCAUCCAGAUAUCCAAGGUGAGAGAGGGAGACCUGUGCAGGGCUUCUUUUGAUCUCUAGAGUGGGCUGUAAUUCUUGUGUCAAUUAAUUGUUAUUGAUUUUCCAAAAAAUUUAGGAAAUUGACGGUAAAUUAAUUCAAAUUUACAACAAAUUUAAAAGUUGAUUAUCUCCCACUCCCCGUUCAAGGUGUUAACAGCAAAGGAACGAGAGAAAAGAAACAAAAACAUACUUUCCCCAUCCUUUCCUCAAUUUCCACUGGCUGUGCAAAUUCCUGCUUAGAUUUUCAUUUACCGUAACUAUAACAUUUCUUCAGUUAUUUAAUGUCAGGUGCUGGUGGUGGUUGUUCGUGAGUAACCAGGCAGGACUCCAACCUGUCUUUUACAGGUUUUAUUGUGCAAACUAUUUACAGUGCAGAUCUAAAAAGUUCAUGCCCAUCUUAGUCACUUGCGUUUCACCCCUCUGCGCAAGCUGGGCGACAGAAGUAGCGUGUGUGCCUCCUGGCUAGCCAGGCUAAGUGAGGCGCUUGGGCUCUCAGCAGCAUCCUCGAGCCCUUUCCUCUCUUGGCUGGCCCCUUCCCCCUCUUCUCCACGGAAGGUGUGGCUUUCCCCACUAUUGGAUGUGGAACUGCUCCUCUGAAGUUUUGGUGGCUCCCUGUAUCCCAACGGUGCCUCUGCUUCCCUCCCCUGUUCCGAUGGCAGUCCCCUGACAUCCAACCCCCUUCAAAAAAACCUGCCCCAUCGGUGGGGUCUAGAGCUGUUUCCCACUCACUGGCGUUGGCAGGAGAGGGUGGGAACCCGAGGAAUGAAUCGUCGUCCUCCUCUGUGGAGUCAAAAACUGCUCCCCCCCGACCAUCCCGGCCCUGGCGGGAAAUCCCAGGAAGUUUCCUCCUCAUCAGAGACCUCGGCAACUUUGCCCCCUAUUCCCUUCCCCUCCCCUGAGGGUGGGAAUCCCUCGUAUUCCCUCUUGUCCUCUGUGGGUCCAAACACUUCCCCAAAAAACAACUUCGGGGGUUUGGGCUUGUGCAGGAAAAGAGUGAGGAACUUCUCUUCUCAGUCACGUACCCUGCUGGGAUCCAUGCAUUUUCUGAACUGGGAGCCCCCUCCCAGGCAACUAGGUACUCUACUUGGUGUCCGUUCCACCUAGAGUCAAGUAUCUCAGUUACUUCAUUACAUAGUUCCCUUUCUUCUAUGCUUGGUGGGGUGGGAACCCCCUGCUCCCUCUUCAGGAAGCUGUGCCCCUCCCUGUAAGGCGACAGCAAAGACCUGUGAAACACCGGAUGUAUCCUCAUGUUAUCCGGCAACUUCAGCCUGAACGCUACUGGGUUGACCUGCUGUGUCACCUCAAAGGGACCCAUGCUCCUAGGCUGCAGUUUCUUGCACACCCCCUCAGGGGCAGCCCCUGAGAUGACAACCACACUUUGUCCUCCACCCGGAUAACCUCCCCCAGUCUCCUGUUUGUCCACCACCUUCUUGUACACUUCCUUGGCUCUUUCCAGAGUCAUCUUGAGCUGUUGGUGCAUGGCCUCCAUCUCUUGUGCGAAUUGUUCUGCAGCUGGUACACUCCAUUCAUCCUCCUCCCACCCAGGAAAGGCCCUGGGAUAACACCCAUAAUUGGCAAGAAAGGGACUCCUCCCUGUGGACACAUGUUCAGCAUUAUUGUACGUGAACUCUACCAGUGCUAGCUUCUCCACCCAAUCGUUCUGCUGCUAAUUAAUGUAACAGCGCAAGUACUGCUGCAAAAUGGCAUUUGCUCUUUCCGCCUGUCCAUUAGUCUGUGGGUGUCUGGCUGUGGAAAAGCUCACCUCUACCUGCAACAAACCCAUGAACUUGUGCCAGAAAUGUGAGGUGAACUGUCUUCCAUGGUCAGAAAUUACCCUAGAAGGGACCCCAUGCAGCCAAAAGAUGUGGUCCAGGAACAACUUGGCGGUUUCCUCAUCUGACACCGCAUGGGAGCACGCCACAAGGUGGCACAUCUUGGUCAGCAGGUCCACCACCACCAGGACUGCUGUCUUAGCUCGGGACAUGGGCAGGUCCAUCAUGAAGUCUAUGGACACCACCUCCCAAGGUCUCCCCAGUGUUGGUAAGGGCUCCAGCAGCCCAGCUGGGGCCGCCUUUUCCCUCUUUGCUCUUUGACACAUGUCGCACCCUCGGACAUACUCCCGCACAUCCUCCCUUACCUUGGGCCACCAGAAAUCCCGCGUAACUAACAACAUGGUCUUGUGUUGCCCAAAGUGCCCAGCUGUAGGGUUGUCAUGGAGCUGCUUGAGGACUCUGACCCGCUAGGGUUCUCCCGGUACAUACAGUGCCCCUUUGUAGAACAACAACCCCCCUUUCUCCUCAAAGCCCUCAUCUGCUCCCAUCCCUCCUUGAGCUCCCUAAAUUUCCCUUGAGCAAAAUCAUCGUCUCUGGUGAGUCUAACCAGUUCUGCCUCCCCUGCCAGUGUUCCCUCACAGGUCCAUUUGUUCCGCUGGAACAUUUGUCUGGCCAUGGGGCCCCCUUCAUCUUCCAUGUACUCCGGCUUCCUGGAUAAUGUGUCUGCCCUCACGUUCUGCUCUCCAGGAACGUAGUGGAUCUUAAAGUCAAAAUUGGCAAAAAAACUCCGCCCAUCGAAUCUGCCUCUGACAGAGCACACGCACGGUGCGCCAAUGUUCCAAGUUAUUGUGGUCUGUCCACACCUGGAUCUGCUGCUGCACUACAAUUAGAAAGUGUCUCCACUGUUUAAAAGCCGCAUAAAUGGCCAGCAAUUCUUUGUCAUAAAUGGUGUAAUUUUGCUCCGAAUUGUUCUGCACAAGAUCUCCAAUCUCCCCCUGCGUCUUGUUGUAACAGGACUGCCCCGAUGGCCUUGUCAGAAGUGUCUGUCUUCACCCACAAGGAUCCACAUGCAACAGCUGCUCCUCUGACACAAAGACCUUCUUUAAGCUUUCUAAGGCCUGCUGCGCCUCCUUAGUCCACAGAAACUUUUUCUUCCCACAAUCAGUUAUAGGCACCGACAAAUGUGCAAAGUUCUUGAUAAACUUUCAGUAGAAAUUGCUGAAGCCUAGGAAUCUUUGCACAUCCUUCUUCAUCUUGGGGCUUGUCCAGUCUAACACAGCCUUCACCUUCUCCUGAUCCAUGGCAAGUCCCCUAUCCAACAGCCAGUACCCCAGGAACUCGACCUCACGAGCAUGAAACUGGCAUGCCACCCUAUCCUCAUCAUUGGCAAAUUCCUUCUUUUGUAAGUCCAGGGAAUAUUUAAUCUCAGUCUUAAAAGCAAGGUACUCUUAGGAGUUCCCGCCAAAUAUACUCACCAGUGCUGGAAUCCUUCUCCCCACCAGAGUUGCCUUGCUUUGCUGCUCCUGCAGUCUGCGCUCCUCCAGGCUGGCUGUGAGGUCAGUGAUGUGAGUUUCCAGCUCCGCAUUCCUCUGCAUCAGGGCCGCUACGUUCCAUGCCACAAUUUCCUCAGCGCCUCCGCCUGCAGCUCCUUGCUCUUCCAGCCUCCCUUUCUUCUCUAGACUUAUCGUGCUGCUCUUCCCUGCUACACGCAAGCAACCACAAUGACUUCCAGAUUGCUGUCAGAUGCUGGUGGUGGUUGCUUGUGAGUAAGCUGGCAGGACUCCGACCUGUCUUUUACAGGUUUUAUUGUGCAAACUAUUUACAGUGCAGAUCUAAAAAGUUCAUGUCCAUCUUAGUCACUUGCAGAAUCCGGGAGUGGCCCCUUCCGACUUCUCCCCCAACAUAAGAACUUUGGCACCCCAAGCCUCCUCCUCCCCUCCUUGCAUUUCACCCCUCUGCGCAAGCUGGGCUAAGUGAGGCGCUUGGGCUCUCAGCAGCAUCCUCAAGCCCUUUCUUCUCUUGGCUGGCCCCUUCCCUCCCUUCUCCGUGGAAGGUGUGGCUUUCCCCACCGGUGGACAAGGAACUGCUCCUCAGAGGUUUGGUGGCUCCCUGUAUCCCAGCGGCGCCCCUGCCUCCCUCCCUUGUUCCAAUGGCUGUCCCCUGACAUUUAAGUUGAGUUAUUCUUCCUUUAUCUAACCAUAUAAUCAUCAAUCAUAGUUUCAAAUCAUAUUUCCUCCAAUACAACUUAUUUGUCUUCCUUUAUGCGUUCUCAACACUCUGAAUAAUAAUGGUAAUUAUAUAAUCUUCUUUAACCCUAGCAUUCUCUUCAAACUUCACAAUCCUCAGAAUCAUUCAUGAAGACUCUUUGUCUUCUUUGUUAUGCUGUUCCUUUAAGCAAAAAAAGAAAGAAAAGAAAAGAAAGAAAGAAAGAAAGAAGAAAGAAAAGAAAAGAAAAGAAAAGGAAAGGAAAGGAAAGGAAAGGAAAGAAAAGAAAAGAAAAGAAAAGAAAAGAAAAGAAAAGCUUGACAAUAUCCAUUUUCCCAGACUGCUCUACCCUCCUUAACAUUAUCCCUACUAAGUACUGGAGGAAGAGUGAACCUUAUGCCUGUGAAACGUUAAAAUGUUAUCCUUAAUAUAUCCCCUCCCAAUAUUCAGCCAGGACCAUACAUAUCCCCUUCUGUCCUUCACGUUACCAGAUUCAUUCUUCUUUACAAAGCACAUUCAGUUUUUAUAAUGUAUCAACAACAUGAAAUUCAGGGUUACUUCUUCCUUUCUCUCUGAAUGCUUUGGACAUUGAGAGAACAUUCUCAUUCCAUACCAAGAACCAGAGGCGUAGAAGGUCAGGAGGUACCCGGAGCAGAAUUUUUUUUGUCAACCCCCCCAACAUUGAAAUUGAAAUCUGUCAAUGAGGGCCAACCCCCCCCCAAGAAAGCCGGACACCCCUAGGCAUGAGGCAGCUCCCUAUGUUACCAAAAGCAAUGCUUCAGCCACAGACUCUACCGUAGGGUCAUCUAGUCCAACCCCUGCAAUGCAUCUCAACUAAAGCAUCCAUGACAGAUAUCCAUAAAUAAUCCCUUCGUGAAAAUGAUUGAUUUCCAUCUGACUAGAAUGUGAAGUCUUUUUAUGUUAGAUUUCUCAUUCUCAUAUAUCUGACAGAUCAAAUUUAUCCACUAUUUCAAAAAAAAGCCUUUCGUAAUCUGCCAGCAUUCAUUUCGUUCUGUCUCUGUGUUCUAUCCAUAAGUGUUGAUGCCACUCCAUUCAGGUCCCCCAACAGAACCAAUUGGUAAUCCAGAUAGUCCAGAAGUCUUGUUUCCAGGUUCUUAAAAAACCCUGGUGCCUGUGAGCUUUCCAAUCUGAGUUCCUUAAUGUUUUCCCCCAAAAAACCUCAUUUUUUCUUCGACGGUCCUAAUUCUUUGUUUCCUCCUUUGAAAUUUGAAAAAGAGGCCCUCUGGAAGCUCCCACCUGAAGAAGAUGUUCUUCCUUCUCAGAGUUCCAGCCAAAUCUGUGUAAUUAUUCCUGAAGUUCAGAAAAUGUUUUGGAAUCUCCUUGAACAAAACAAUUGGCUUGUCUUUAAUCUUCAGGCUUUUUUUAUAGUGUAGACCCAAAAUAUUGUCCCUCUGUUUCUUUGUCUUGAAAACCACUAUACAGUCAUGUGCAAUUUUUGAGUCUUUCUUAGGCCCAAACCUAUAGGCCCUCUCAAUUCAAGAAUUUAGCUCAUCUUUUUCUAAAUCCCAGCGCUUUGCAAACUCCUCAAUUAGCCAAUCCUUAAGAUUAGCUUGUUCCAAUUGGGGGGUGCCUCUCACUCUCAGUUGAUUUUCCCAUUCCUCCAUCUGUAAGAAAGCAAUUACAUUAAGCACAUCCUGUUGGGUACUCUCCACAUCAGGCACUCUCACUGUUUCCAAUUCCUUCAAUCUUGUUUCGUGACCGGCAACCUGUUCCUUGACCUCUUGAAUACCUUUUUUUCAAAUCUACAAAUUCUUGUUUAAGCUCCUGUACAUUCUGCUGGGUUCCUCUGACAUCUGUUCUUAUUUCUGUUAGCAUUUGCAUCACCGCCUCUUCAAAAGUUGAUGCUUUGGAGCCUCUUCUAUCUUCAAUCUUACUUUCCCCAGGAUUAUCCGCACCACAAGCCAUAACUAUUCCAAAGUAUCAAGGUCACAGUCACAGUCAGUCAACAAGAUUUUUAGUAUACAGGCAGAAGCAGACAACUCAGCAGCUCCACCUUUCAAAGUCUUAUUCUUUUUACUCUUCUUAUUCUUUUAGAAAGCAUCCAAAAUUAAAUUGGGCACUUAUAUUCAAUUCAAGGAGGGUAAGAGAAACACUGUGUACUAUUAUACCAAGCUCAGACAGCAGCAGUUACCUUGUAAUCCCCUAAGAGGAAAAUGAAAGCUGAAUGUAUCCACUCCCUUUGUGACGCAAUAAUGGAGUCUAGCCUUCCCCCGCUGGGUGGUCCGCUUCCAAAAAGCAAGAGUCUAUUCCACUGUCAAAUGUAUCUCAUGCAGGGCCUCAAUUCAAUCAAAUUCUUCCCCCUUCCCCCUGCAGAAAGAGGGGCUUAAAAUGAUUCCUUGGGAGUUUUAACAAGACUUUCAAAGUUGCAGCUUCGGUCAGCGUUAACUGCUUUCACUUUUACUUCAGCAGAAAGCGAUCAACCUUCGUAAUUUGAAUCCGUUUCAAGUCAAUUAAUAGUCCAAAUUAAAAUCCUUUUUUACUCACGAUUAGCCAAUCUUCUAUAUUUGGUUGGAGAAAUUGGUCGCUAACGGUCGCCGGACUUUGGAGCUUCACGACUCAUGUUGAACUUGUGGCCCAGGACGCCUAGAACCUUUUCACAUGUGCUACUGGCUUUAAAAUGAUUUUUGUGUAUCUGGGGGGGGCACUGCUCCCCCGGCUAUGCCCAUGCUCAGAGCGAUGGACGGGAGCCCUGGACCACCGUCUUCUCUCUCUCUCAGCAAUCUAUAAUAUCACAUCAGAUCCAAUAGGGGCCAAAUCCACUAUCCAUAAAGGGUUUCUGGAGUCACAGCGAAAAGCUUUCUGAAAAGUGUCGUUCUCAUCUGGCAAUGGAAAAAAGCGCCAUUCAAUCUUAGUUUGAAAGACAUGCAUGAAUGAAACAGCAGGAAGCGUAAUGUGUGAAUGUAGCAUGGAAACAUGUACAAUGCUCUUCUUGUCACAUGCACACAUGCCAUCACAGAACUAGAGAAUUAACUCAAAAGGGCAACUCAGUGAUGAAGGGAGUGCAGCGUGUUCCAGAAGACAAGUGGUUGGUGCUUAAAAAAAUAAGCAGAAGAAGACAACAGGAGAGGAUGAGCCUAGAGACACAAGAGAAACUGCUAAAACUGCAUUGUGGGGGAAUAUGUAUUUUCCUCUCCUAUUAGCAAAACUUACUGUGUUGUAUCCAAAGUUGCUUAUUCGGGAGUAAACGCAGGAAAUCAUUGGGACACCCUUCCAGAGGGAAAAAAGCAAAACAAAAUCGGGUGGCAAACCGCACUCCUCUCAGAGUUAAAAAAACCCAAAGAACAGAAUAGUGUGAUUCUCCUCUCAGCAAUUCAUUUCCACCACCACCCCUUGAGUACUGGAGCGCAAAGACAAAAGAAGAAGAAAACUCCCCCCCCCGCCCCAGUUUGCCAAGUAAAACUCACAGGAUGAUUUACAGCUCACUGAAUCCCCCAACAAAAGCAGCAAAGACUUUGGACUGCUUGUGGCAGGCUUUUAAAUGAGGACUGAGGGGAAACCAAAAGCAACAUGCUCGGGCAAGCCCUGCAAAGACGCUCUGGAGGUGAUGGGGCGGGGGGGGGGGAGCCGCAGCUACACCUCUGCAGGAGCCUUUAAGGAUGGGACAUAGACGGGCAGGGAGAGCAGGACCUGGCCCACCUUGCAGUGAGCUGGGGAGGCAGGCAGGGGGACGGUGGUUGUCGAUGCUUUGCCACUUGUGCUGGCGUUGACUUGGGAGGUGCGGGGUGAGGGGCCCUGUGCCAAAUAUCACCCCCUUCAGGAUGGUCCCCGGAGCUGUGCGCCCCCUCUCCCUUCCUAUGCCACUGCUAAGAACUCAGCUACAUUAGACAGAAAAAUUUUCAAUGUGUUAUAAAUAUGCAACACCAGAUGGCACCAGAGACUAAAAGAAAUUUCUAUGCAAUUUUUACAUAGCUUUUUCUUUUCUUUUGUUAUAAUGAUUUAAUUACUGACUUAUUUAUAGUGGUCCCAGUCCCCCCCGUGUGUAGAUCCACCCCAACAAUUGGUGAGGCUCCUAAUCUUCGUUGUUAUGCAGUUCCCUUUAAACAAAACAAACUUUGGAUUAUCUGUUUUCCAUUUGAUCUUCUGGCUACCGCUCUAGCCCUUUAACACUGCCCUUGCCAAGUACUGGGGGGAGAAUGAAGUUUAUAUAUUCAAAAUAAAACUUUUGUUUCCGUAAUUUUCUUCAGAUAAAGUCCACAAGGAAAUAGAAGAUGCUUUAGGUUCUUCUCACACAAUCUGCUAUCAAGAUAAGAAGAAACUGCCCUACACCAAUGCUGUGAUUCAUGAAAUGCAGCGCUUUAAAUAUGCCUUAUUUAUGGGGUCUCCUAGGCAAUGUACAAAGGAUGUGAAGAUGCGUGGUUUUCUCUUUCCCAAGGUAAAGAAGAGUGAUACAGCUGCAUGCCUGUAUCCCAAGAGUCUAUGAGUAGGUUGCUGUAAAGGUUCUAGGGGUUGCUCGUGCGUAAAUCAGCGCCACACCUGGCUGGGUUGCCUGAGUGAACCCUUUCUGUCCGGACAGCCACUCGCCCGUGGCUGUCUCAAUCGCUGGCAGAAUCCGCCAGUGGGCGUUUCUUGAACUUCUUCCAGCAAAGAAGUUCUUUGAUGCCUAGUCUCCGCCUACGCUCCCUGCGUGGAAGCCUUCUGCGCAGGGAGGGUGUGGGCAGCGGAGGACCCGUGCUCUCCCCACUGGUCCCCGGCGAGGAGUCAUGGAGCCACCUCGCCGAUUCCCCCAUCUGCCCCCCUUCUCCACUGGUGCUACGCUGAUUUCCUUCCCCAGAAGAUGUCCUGCUUCUCUCCCUCCCGGGACACUCUCCGGAAUCCCUCUGGAGCCCUCCCUCUCCCCCUGGCUCCGAUGGCAGUUCCCUGACAUCCACCUCCUCCCCAGGACCCCCUCCACCCCCGGCGCGAUUUUCCGAUAUAACCUCGUCUCUUUCCUCGGCCGACGAUGCGGGGAAUCCCCUGAAGGAGCUGUCACCAUCCUCUGAGGAUUCAAAACCAGCCUCCCACCCGCUCAGAUCUCUCCCCUCAGGGUGGACUUCCCGGUCUGAUUCUUCUUCCUCUGACACCUCUCCUCCCUCCUCUUCGGAGGCAGGAAAACCCACAAAGUCCCCUUCGUCGUCUGUGGUUCCAAAUUCUUCCUCCCAGAAUCUCGCUAGUGGUUUUGGCUUAUCCGGGAACAACCUGUGGAAUUCUUCCACCAGAUACCCGUCAUUGAUUGACUCAGCGGGGACCCACGUGUUUUCUGACCUGGGUUCUCCUUCCCAAGCUACCAAGUACUCCACCUGGCGACCUUGCCACCUUGAAUCAAGUAUUUCCGUGGCUUGGUUGCGGUGUUCCCUCUCCUCUACCUGCGGGUGGGUGGUGACUCCUCCCUGCCGCCCUGGAAAUUCCCGCCCCUCCCUGUACGGUGAAAGUAGGGACCUAUGGAACACCGGAUGUAUCUUCAUGCUGUCCGGCAACUUGAGUUUGAAUGCCACUGGGUUCACCUGCUGUGUUACCUCAAAUGGCCCCAGCUGCCUCGGCUGCAACUUCUUGCACCCUCCCUUUAGGGGUAACCCUUGGGUUGACAACCACACCCGGUCUCCCACCCGUAUGGUCUCCCCCUCCCGACGGUGCCUGUCUCCUCUGCCGUCACCGCGUGUGAGCAAGCUAUGAAAUGGCACAUUUUUGUCAGUAGAUUGACUACUACCAUGACUGCUGUCUUCCCCUUGACUUGGGCAAAUCUGUCAUAAAAUCAAUGGACACCACCUCCCAGGGCCUUCCCGGUGUAGGUAAGGGUUCCAGUAGCCCUGCGGGGGCAGCCCUCUCUCCCUUUGCCCUCUGGCAUCGGUCGCACCCCCGUACAUAUUCCCGUACAUCUUCCCUCACCUUUGGCCACCAGAACUGCCUGGUGAUGAGCAGCAUGGUCUUGUGCUGUCCAAAGUGCCCAGCUGUUGGGUUGUCAUGGAGUUGUUUAAGUACCUUCCCCCUCAAGGUCUCCCCUGGUACAUACAGUGCCUCCUUAUAGUACAGUAGCCCUUCCUUUUCCUCAAACCCUCCAUGGUCUUCCCUUCCCUUCCCGGAGUUCCCUGAUUUUUGCUUGAGCAAACGCGUCGUCUCUAGUAAGCCCUGCCAGUUCUCGUUUCCCAACCAGCAUUCCCCCACCCACCCACCGGUCCUCGGGAAACACGUGUCGGAUCUCUGGUGGCCCCUCUCCCUCCAGGUACUCCGGUUUCUGGGAGAGAGCAUCUGCUCUUACGUUUUCCUCUCUGAUCUCGAAGGAAAACUUGGCGAACUCCUGGGCCCAUCGAAUCUGUCUCUGGUUGAGCACCCGCGUGGUCCACCAGUAUUCCAAGUUCUUGUGGUCAGUACAAACCUGGAUCUUGUGCUGCGCCCCUAUCAACAGAUGUCUCCAUUGCCAAAACGCCGCAUAGAUCGCAAGCAGUUCUCGGUCAGACACUGUGUAGUUUUGCUCUGACUUGCUCAGCUUCCUUGAGAAAAAGGCACACGGCCUCCAGUCCUGCUUGGCUCCGGGCUGCAAAAGGACCGCUCCAACAGCUCGGUCGGACGCGUCCAUCUCCAGUCUCAUGGGCUUCUCCAGAUCAACGUGCAGGAGCUGCUCUUCCGAUGCGAACGCCUUCUUCAGCCUUUCAAAGGAUUGCUGGGCACUUUCUGUCCACGCGAACUUCUUUUUGCUACUGAGACAAUCUGUUAUGGGCGCUGUCAAGUGAGCGAAGUUCUUUAUGAACUUCCUGUAGAAGUUGCUGAACCCUAAGAACCUCUGCACAUCCUUCCGGGUUUUGGGGGCUUUCCAUUCCAGCACUGCCUUCACCUUGCCUGGGUCCAUAGCUAGGCCCUUGUCUGACAACUUGUACCCCAGAAACUCGACCUCCCUGGCGUGAAAUUGGCAUUUUUCCAGCUUGACCCACAACUGAUGCUUCUGUAGUCUCUGUAGCAUUUCCCUGACGUCUCUGACGUGUUGCUUCUCAUUGUCCGAAUAGAUUAAGACAUCAUCCAAAAGGCUACGCAGUUCUUGUACAGCAGGGGCCCCAACACGUGGUGCAUGAAUGCUUGAAAGCAGGCGGAGCCCGAUUGUAAUCCAAAUGGCAUGACUAAGUACUCAAAAGCCCCCAGGGGGGUGAACAUGGUAGUUUUCCAUUCGUCCCCCUCCCUUAUCCUGAUUAAAUUGUAUGCCCCCCUGAGGUCCAGCUUGGUAAAAAUCUUCCCCUGCCUCACCUGUGUUAAAAUGUCGUCAAUCCUUGGCAUUGGGAAGGUCACGGGUUCUGACACCAGGUUUAGGGCCCUAUAAUCCACAACCAAUCUAGGCUGAUUAGUCUCUUUUUUGUCCACAAAGAACACCGGACUGCCCCCCACCGCCUUUGAUUCCCUUAUGAACCCCCUCUUCAGGUUCUUGUCAAUAAACUGCCGCAACUCCUGCAUCUCCUGGUCGGACAUGGCAUACAGCUUACCCACCGGCAACUGAGCCCCUGGGAGUAGGUUGAUUUGGCAGUCAAAGGGCCUGUGGGGGGGUAGUCUAUCUGCCUCCCUCUCGCUGCAGACCUCCUUCAGGUCAGCAUAUUGUGGUGGCACCUCCCCCUUUUGUUCCACGGCCAGCCCAGCCACUCUGGCCACCGUCAUUCUUGGGUUCUCCCCUCCCAGACAGUGUCCUAAGCAGUAAGCUGACCCAAAGGUGACUGACCGCUGAUGCCAUGACACUAUGGGAUCAUGCAGUGCCAACCAGCUCAUUCCCAGUAUUAUUGGGGGUCCUGCCAGUGUGGCCACGUGAAAGGCAAUGGUCUCCGUGUGCCUGGAAACCCUCAUUCGCAUUGGCGGGGUCUGGUGUGUCACUUCCCCUCCCAGAAGUUCCCUGCCAUCGAUGGUUGUCACCUGCAAAGGAAAAUCUAGAGGCAACAGGUGGAGUUGGUGCUCCAGAGCGAAGUCUCUGCUGAAGAAAUUACACGAGCUGCCCGAAUCCAGCAGUCCCUUAACUGUGACAGGGUGCCCAUUCGGGAGUUCUAGCACCACUUCUAUGGCUAUAGCUGCCUUGGGGGGGUCAGGCUGGGGCACUUCUAUUGGUUGCUGGCCUGGCUGCUGCCCCUGCUGGUUGGCAGCCAGGUGUUGGCGUUUCCCUGCGCCUGCCCUUCCUCCCCUUUCUCGUCAUGGCCUGCAGCCCCCACCAUCCCUUGCCAGGCCUUUCGUUGAGGGCAGACCUUAGCAAAAUGUCCUGGUCGUUGACAGAGGAAACACUUCUUGGUAGUUUUCCAGUCCUUUCCCUCCCUUUUACGACCUUCACCGGAGUUUGAAACCUCUCGCGCGCCAUCAAUUUCCAUUGGCUCCACCGCCUGGGAAGGCUCCCUCGGUAUCUCUGGAAUGCGGUAGUCAUGGAAAUAUUCCUCUCUCAUUUCCCGUUUCUCCUGCGCCUACGCUUCUUGGCGUACGCCUAUCGCGAGCACAGCCUUUGUGAGCUCGUCCAUUGACCGUGGGUGGGGCGCUCGGAACAACUUGUCUUUCACUUCGGGGGACAGGCCCGCCUCAAACAACAUUUGUAUCGGUUCAGAGUCCAGAUCCCACCCGAGCCGGUGGACUAACAUCGCAAAACGCGACCAGUAGUUUCUGACGGAUUGGCUCCCCUGCUUGCACCCCAUCAGUUCCCGCCGUGUCACGCUUUGCUCCACCUCGCUGGAGAACAUUGCGUCCAUUUCCUGAAAGAAUUUCUUAAGGUCCUUCAAGGCAUCAUUUUGCGUCACCAUUAGGGGCCUGAUCCAUUCGCGCGCCCCAUCCUGCAGAUGCCCCACAAUGUAAGCCACCCUCUCCCCGUCAUCAGCAAAGUCAUCUUUCUGCAGCUCCAAAGCGUACUGCACUUCCGUUCGGAAAGCAUUGUAGUCUUGGGGCUUUCCACCAAACUUGUGUACCAGCCCCGGUACCUUCCUUGCGAUGGGGGUGGUUCUGACCUGUGCAUCCUGAGCCCAUCUUUCCUCCAGCCGCGCCGUCAGGAUAGCUACAUGCGUCUCCAAGUCUCGGUUCCUCUCGACCAGACUCCGCACCGCAGCUGGUUGCUCCAUCUCUCCGGCUGUUCCUGUUUGGCUCAUCGUGCUGCCUCUCCUGGGCUGCGCACAAGCAACGUCAGGGACUGACGGAUUGCUGUAAUGGUUCUAGGGGUUGCUCGUGCGUAAAUCGGCGCCACACCUGGCUGGGUUGCCUGAGUGAACCCUUUCUGUCCGGACAGCCACUCGCUCUCCAGAAUCCCUCUGGAGCCAUCCCUCUCCCCCUGGCUCCGAAGGCAGUUCCCUGACAGUUGCAUAUUCAGAGAUGCCCCCAGCCAUGCAGGAACUUCUUGUGUAGUCUAAAACAGGAGUUCCAUCUGCAGACAUGUUUCACUAGUGCUAUUGCUGGGGCCAUGUGGCAACUCAGAGGAACAUGCAGUGGCCAAAGGUCUCAGCGAGGCCUUUUUGAACCAGGUGUUGGGGAGGCUCUGCUGUGUUUCUGCUUGUACAGAAAUAUUUUUUUAAAUAGAAAAAAGUUGAGGAUGAAUAUGGCCACUGUUAAAUACCCACCUGUCCCCACAAAACCCUGAGUUUCAAUUCAGUUUGAACUCUGCAAAGAUUUGUCCUGGGAGAGUGAGGGAGAAUCCUCUGUUGGUCUGAAUGCUGAUCUGAAUGCAUUCCAAGUUAAUUCUUUCUUCUUUGCAGGGGACUGCCAUUCUUCUUGAUCUGCGCUCUGUUCUUCUUGAUCCAACACGAUGGGAGACUCCUGCAGAGUUCAACCCAAAUCAUUUCUUGGACAAGAAUGGACAAUUUGUGGACAGAGAAGAAUAUCUGCCAUUUGGUGCAGGUGAAUGCAAAUGUCCAAGCUGAGUUGGGGUCUAUAGACAUGCUUAUUGGUUGGCUUCCAGGAAAUGACAUCAUCAUCAGCAAGAGAGUAGGGCAGAAUGGAUGCAAUAUCCCCUUGGCAGGAGUGGAACUGCUGGUCAGCAGGAUGGGGCAAGGCUGUUGAUAAUUUAGGGAAUUUCUGACUGGCUGAUUUUGGACUCACAGGUACCCAAACCCUUAUGGGGUUCACACUUCACACUUGCCACCCCAUUGCCCUGUCCCUGAGAGGGGUAACACUGCCAGCACUGCUGUUGCUCCCUGUCACACGUCACUGCUUGAUGCAUCCAACUUCUUUUCAGCUGACAAGGCUAAAGCUCGCCCACCUCUUUUCAUGGAAUAUAAUUUAGCCUGCUAUGAAACUAUACUCAGAAUUGAGUCUGCAGUUAAACUAUCCCACUUCCGAUUGAGGUUGAACCGUGACAAGACAGAAGUACUGUUUUUGGGGGACAGGGGGCGGGUGGGUGUGGAGGACUCCCUGGACCCUACCAGCCCACAGACUGUCUCACCAGAGUGGUGCAUGCUCUAGUUAUCUCCCCCUUGGACUACUGCAAUGCGCUCUACGUGGGGCUACAUUUGAAGGUGACUCGGAAACUGCAAUUAAUCCAGAAUACGGCAGCUAGACUGGUGACUGGGAGUGGCCGCCGAGACCAUAUAACACUGGUCCUGAAAGACCUACAUUGGCUCCCACUCCGUUUCCGAGUGUUGGUGCUGACCUUUAAAGCCCUAAAGGGUCUUGGCCCAGUAUACCUGAAGGAGCGUCCUCACCCCCAUCCUUCAGUCCGGACACUGAGGUCCAGCUCCAAGGGCCUUCUUGCAGUUCCCACACUGCAAGAUGUGAGGUUACAGGGAACCAGGCAGAGGGCCUUCUCGGCAGUGAUGCCUGCCCUGUGGAACGUCCUUCCAGCAGAUGUCAAGGAAAUAAGCAACUAUAAUACUUUUAGGAGACAUCUGAAGGAAGCCCUUUUUGGGGAAGUUUUUAAUCUUUAAUGCUAUAUCAUGUUUUUAAUAUUCGGUUGGAUACUGCCCAGAGUGGCUGGGGAAACAGACAGAUGGGCAGGGUAUAAAUUCUUCUUCUUCUUCUUCUUGAUUAUUUCACUUUCCUAACUAUGUCUAGUUCUCCAAAGUAUUAUACAGUAUAGCAUGUUUUAUAGCUGCGAAGUAAUUGACACUGAAAAGUAAAUUAUUACUCACUUGCUGUCUUUCACUUGUCCCAUCCUCAGGGUCUCGCAUUUGUUUGGGAAUGCAGCUGGCAAAGAUCGAAAUCUUCAUCUUCCUGACCAACCUGCUGAGAACAUUCAGCUUCCAGCUGCCAGAAGGAGUGAAAGAGCUCAAUCAAGAGCCUUUACUUGGGACUACAACACAUCCCCAUCCUUAUAUACUCUGUGCUAUUCCCCGUGGCAAUGCAAACCUCUGAUUUUGUUUAAAAGCACCAUUUUCCUCUCAGUGUCCCUUUAGUCCUACUUUACUCAAACUUCUGUCACUGCUUAAAACAUACACUUUUUCCCUUUUAGUGUAAAACCCAUCUCACAAUAUUCAAACCGGAUGGCAGCAUGCUGUUGGCCAUGUGAAGGUGUCAGUUGCUUGCACAUUUAUAUUUUCCGUUGCUUAAUAAGAGUAGAAAAGCAUAAGAGGAACUCUGCUGGACCAGGCAAGAUAGGACCCGUCUAGUCCUCCAGAUGUCUGUGGGAAGCCUCCAAACAGGAAACUGAAUGCAACAGCACUCUCCUCACUUACAAUUUCCAGAAAGUGAUAUCCAUAGCCACAGCGUAGGCAGAACACAGCCCUUGUGGUUUGUACCCACUGAUAGCUUUAGCCUCCAUAAACCUAUCUGAUUCUUUUUCUGAGCCAUCCAAGUUGAUUGGAAUCACUACAUCUUCUGGGAGCAAAUUCCAUAGUUUAAUGCUGCAGAAAUGUUGUAUUGCUCCUCACUUGAACUUAAUGAACCAGAAAGGGCGUGAGUCAAGCAUAUGUGUUAUGGUCAGAAGUCCCUUUGCCAGGGAUCAAUGAAGGUUUUGAUAGCAUAGUUAGAUAUAUCAGCCAGACACUCACAAGUAAAGGCCUUGGAAAAGCUACCUCCAUCUAUGUGAAGUGCUGCUAGUAAGCUUUUCUCAUUUGUACUAAUGACUUAAUAACAGUAAUAGCAAUAAUGAUAAUGAUGAUAAUGAUAAUGAUAAUGAUAAUGAUAAUGAUAAUGAUAAUAAUAAUAAUUAAUAAUAAUUCUCUUUCUCUUUCUUGGGCAGCAGCUGCUACUUUAAUUUUUUUAUUUUUUAUUUUGACAAAGUGAUAAUAAAUAAAUAAGAAUAAAAAUGUGCACCCUACCCCCGAGACCAUUCCAUUGUAACUAUCCAACCUCCCAAAAUUUCAACACCUCUUGUGAUAGUUUGACCCCUUUCUGUUUUAGCUGCACAAAUUCUACAAACACCUUCUGUGUCUCCUGCAUAUUCCCCGUCUUACCUUAAUAGCAUGUGUUAAUUUAUCAUUAAUAGCUAUAUAAGGGCUAUUGCCAUGAGGUCCUGGCUGAGGGCUUCCCAUGGGCAUUUGCACCGGGCCUUUUCCAUAUGCAAUUUUAUUUCAUGAAUGUAUGGUACAUAUUUUCCCAAUGUUUCUGGCACAAAUCAGUCUUACACCAGCCAAAAUUCUAAUUGCAAUUCAUAUUAAUCAGACUUCCUCUCAUCUGAAAAAUCACAUGAAAAAUGAUUAUAGUUUUUGACUGUAGCACAUGACUUGGGAUCACAUUCCAAGGCUACUUGGACAUGGUGUCAGAACACUUAUUCCUUUUUAAUAAGAGAGUAUAUAAAGAGAGAGAAAUGUUGAUUUCUCUGAGGAAAGCAAGAUCUCCUUAGAGAAAGAGUGUUGAACUUAACCAGGAAUCCUAAAAAGUAUCCAGGAGAAAUUGAAAGCAAGAGAAGGAUGGAAAUAGGGGCAUUUUUUAUUGUUUUGCUGGUGGUUCUUCUGAUUCUGCACUUCCUGAAACAGCUCUGGUCAAAUAGGCACUAUCCUCCUGGACCUCUCCAGCUUCCUCUCAUUGGAGGCGUGUGGCGGAUUGGGGUGAAGCUUCGUGAUGAUACUUUCAUUAAGGUACUUAUUUCUAACUCAGUCUAAUAUGAACAAUUGUUUUACCUAUUCCCCUUAACAACUAUGAUAUUUCAGCUUAAACAAUAGUAAGGGUUAAAACAGUAAAUGUCAUGGCCACAACCAAGCACAGAAUAAAAUGUGAUGAAACCCCUACAUUUACUGAAACUGAAUUUAAUUAAAAAUCCCCCAAUGUUCCAUUGCGAGAGAAGCGUCAUUCAUAUUCAGGUCACACAGAAUUUUUAUAAACUACUUUCAUGUGUAGUAAGGUCAAGCAAAAGUGGCUAAAUAAAAAUUUAAUAAAUGAAAAAUUAUACAAAAUAAACAUAUAUAUUUUAAUAAAUUCAGUGUACUAGGUAAUCUGAAUUUGUUCAUUCCAGGCACUCCUGCUGUGUUACGUACAAGGGCAUUAGUAUAAAAACACACAAAAGUUGAAAAUGUGCAUUCAGAAAUUACUAAUUGUUAUAGGAAUUCUAAGGUCUAAAAAAUAGAAGAAAUGUUGAUAAUUGAACAAGGUAAACACACAUACGUUAGUAUAUAAACCACAUGUCUAAAAUAGUACAGGAGAGCAAUCCAAAAGUCAUCUUGGCUCUCCUAAAGAUUCUCAGUAUUUUCUCUGCCUCCUUAAUCCCCCUUGCCUCAGAACACGUAGGCAGAUAGCAGUCAAGGGAAGUUCCUGAAGGGAGUCCUCUCCUAUAGCAAUGAAUCUCCUUUGUAUUAAUUGUCAUUGUUUGCCCAGAUGCUCUGCAUUGAGGGAUUCUGACAGGCAUAUCAAAUGCUAAUGUUUUGUGUAAACUGUGUCUGGAACUAUGUAAAACUUGCUAAAUACUCAGGAAUAUCACAUCUUGGCUUGCCUCAACCACAGUAACCCCACCUUGAGUGUGAUGUAAUUUCUGACUGUUUGUAGAGGGGAGGUCCUCCUUCUCCACACCAAAACGGAGCAAAUCCUUAAGAGAGAUGUUUCUUUUGGGUUCUGGGUCUGUCUAGUCUCCUUACAAGGAGUGGAGGGAACUCUGUUGCAACAGAAGAAAGAAAGAUCUGCCUUGCUUCCAUGGCACCCUGCCUCCAUCCAUUCAUCUCUUACCCAUCAUGGACUUAGGGGACUCAGUCCCUUGGGGAAUUGGGCAGCAAAAACCAACCACCCCUAUUUUUUCUAUAUCACAAUUGAAAAGGUAAGUUGUUGUAUACUCAGUGGUGGAGGAACCCUCUUCGUCACCUGGGGAGGUACGCUUAGGGGUGGGGUGAACCGCCCGGCAGCCCGAUCAGACUACGCAUGCACGGCAGCUCGUAUGGACACCGUGAGCGAGUGGCAGCUCAUACAGAUGCCGCAAGUGGCGCCCAUGCUGACUGCGCGCGUGCCCUUCGCUGCUCCACAGCUGGGGGGAGGCAGCGGCCCAACUUGGCACCCCCCAAGGUGCCACCCGGGGUGACCCAUCCUCUCUGCCCCCCUCUUCAUACGGCACUGUGAAUACUGUUACAUGUUAUGUGGAUGUUUAUAACCAACCAGAGAAUUAACAUGAAAAAUUUUUACCUCCAUUCUUUCAAAUCUUCUAGAGCCAUCACUCCUGGUGUAUAUGAACAUUAUGUUAAAAAAAAUAAACCCACAGCACUGACCACAAACACAUAAGAAAAUGCAUUUUAAAAAGAGUGAGCACAAAGAUCACUCUGCAUUCAUUCAUGGCAACACUUCAACAGAUACAGACCUGCAUAUGCUAUUCAAGACGUUAAGCCUGGAAAAGUCUUCAUCUUCUUCAUUGGAAUUACAAACACUUAAAAAAUUAAAAAAAGCAAUUCAAAGACUAAUACAGCAAAUUGCAUCUCUGCAGUAAAUGCUAAUCUCCAGGUAAAACCACUUCUGCAAUAAACAUAGGAGGUGGGGUUGCAGGCGUCACGCCCCUUCCCCAGAUUCCCCAGGCUGGAGCCAGCCCCCGCGAUACCUAAGGGAAUCUCCGCCCGUGUCAUACCCCGGGCCAGCCAGUUGGCUGGCUCUGGGGGCGGGGCCUCGGCUAUUUAAACCUGCUGCAGCCGAGGCUCCUCCUCUUUUCCUCCGCUGCUGCAGCUGACCAGGUUUUUCCCGCCCAUCCCACCCCUUUUUUAGGAUAGGUUCUUUGACGUUGAUAUGAACUACGGUUGGUCGCCGUCAAGGGGCCUGGUAGGAAUUUUCCCAAAUAACAGAUUGGCUCCAGCCAUUUGGUUUUCGCCUACCUCGUAGCAAACCGUCACAACUCUUCGGUAUUGGCAGUUAGGCAUUGGUAGGGGUACUGUCCUAUUGUUAUGCAAAUGUAUGGGGAGAAGGAGCGCCAUCACCUUUCCCCAGGCAAGGGUAGUCCAGUAAAGGAUUCCGGGGGCUGUGGCCUUCUCCUAAGCCUAAGGAGGUGUGGGCCCACAGCACGCCCCCAUGCGGUGACGCCCAGGGGAGGGCCUAGUUGACGUGCCUCAGGAGGACUCCUCCCCCUGGUGAUUAACCCUUCCGGCUUCUAGCCGGUUAGUAGUUAGGACCAAUGCCUAGGCCAAUACCGUUCAAUUCCUGUAAUCAAUAAAGUUGUGGCUUAAUUCGACCCAUUAACCUGAAUUCUUGUGUCCUGUGUCUUUAUUUUCUUGGGAGGAGGCGGGAACUCGCCACGCAAUACUCCCAGCAAGAGCAAAAGGCCAGGUCUGUGAAAUCAGCAUCAGAGAGUCAUUUAAAAGCACCAGCUGCAGCUGUGAGACUAAUGGCACUGAGACAGGAAGGUGCACAGGCUGAUCCUGCUACCACUUACUAGUCAACACUUCUCAUAGAGAAAAUGCAACAACAUUUUGGCAUGUGUAUUUUCCUGAUUUCACCUGGCUCCCCAUGAUGUAAUUAUCUUACUUUAUAUGUUUUUGUGCUUUUCAUUAUUAAUCAGAUUCUUGUCCUUUUAUAUUAGUUUCUAUAUUAUUAUUAUGUGUGUUGUUUGUAUCUGCAGGAUGAAGGAGGCUUAAAUCUGAAAGACACCACACUACACCACAUUAGCUGAGCUAAUGAAAUAGUUUAUUGCAAUAUACUCUGGAGCUUGUCCUCCCACUCUUCCCAUGUGUGAUGCAACAUGGCCCAGAAUGCUAUGCACUUCUCCUCUUCCAACAGAUGGAUGGACACCAAGUUCACUUGGCAGUGUAGCAGGAGAUCAUUCUCAGGAAAGCCAUGGGACUUUUGUAGCUCAUAUGUAGCCAGGGAAGACACGAGACAAUAUUUAAUUUGUUUGUUUGUUUAAUACAUUUGUAAGCCAAAUUAUUCAGACAGGUAUUGCUUAAUUCCUUACCACUUAAUUCCAUCCUCUUCUUAAUUCCUUACCACAUAUUUGGUGGCUCAACAACUUUGGACUACCCUGCCUAAAAUGUCAAUGUGCGGGGGUGACAAAAGAAAUUCUGCACCAGGUACCACCUGACCUUGCUACGCCUCUGCUGUUGUGACCCACCGUGGGUCAUAAACCUGACCCAGUGCUCUAGCCAAGCUUAUACCAACUUGAUACCCUCCAGACUACAAUGCCCAUCUGCCCCAACCAGCAUGGCCAAUGGUCAGGGAUGAUGGGAGUUGCAGUCCAACACUAUCUGGUGGGCUCCAGUUUCCACAUCCCUGCACAAAAUGGUUUUAUGGUGAUGAUGAAGAAGCCUCUGGCAAUGGCUGGCUCAUCUACUUGCCUGUCACCAGAUGGCUGGAGACUAUGAAGUGCCUCUCUGCUGCUCUGAUCCCACGCAGGGAAAAAACAAGCAGGAGGGAGUAAAACAAAUGGGUUGGAAUGAAGGAAGGAACGAAAGAAAGAAAAGAAGAUGCUGGCAAGAGAGGAAAAUAUAGUGAGAUGCUUAAGAGGUGAGGAAGGCUGAAGAUCACAUAUUAGGUUGAAAUAACUAUCUGAACAUAGCAUUCCUCUUCUCUCUUUUGACCCAAAUGGUAGAUGGCAAAGCAAUAUGGAAACAUUUACACCCUUUGGGCAGGAUAUCAACCCUUCAUAAUACUGUCUGGAUUCCAAGCAGUGAAAGAAGCGCUCAUUGACCACUCUGAAGAACUUGAAGACCGACCACAGACUCCCUUCCUUAUGGCUAUGACAAAAGGAAAAGGUAGGUAAUGAGAAUUUCUGCUGGUACUUUCCCCGAAGAAAAACAUUUAAGUGGCUGUCUGGAAAAAGAGAACAAAGGUUUUCUAUUAAUGUUGUACUGAACAGGAAAAAGGGGUUCUAUGCAGUGCCAGUUCUUAUCAGAGAAGACCCACUGAAAUUAAUGGGCAUGGCUAAUGUGGGUCUAUUAAUUUCCAUUAGUCUACUCUAACAAGUGCUUUAUGGAAGUCAGAAUUGUACUACACUGUGGUUAGAUUGAAUUGCAGGUAGAAGCUUGUUUCCAGUUGCAGUUGCAAUGCAUUGAUUGUCCUGGCCCUCAGCGCUGGAUGAAGGGCUUGAACUCUCCGCUCUUUCUGCUGAGAUACCCCCAAAAUAUACUGAGGCAGACUUUGCAUCGUCUUGUAAUUGUUUGCCUCAGAGAUACUGAAUAGAUUGCACAUUCAAGGGCAUGAACUUCAGUAAACAAAGUUUCUUCUUGGCUGGUUACUUAAUUGUAACAUUAAUUUCUGUAAGGAAGAAUUUCUCACUGAUUUUCCAUAGGUAAUAUAUUUUCAAAUGGUCACACCUGGAGGCAACAGAGACGCUUUGGUGUAGUUACUAUGCGGAAGCUGGGAGUGGGGAAGAAAGGCAUGGAGCACCAAGUAGCAGAGGAGGCCCAUCAGCUCGUGGAGGUUUUUGCACGUUCAAAGGGUAUGUGAUGCUAAGUGAUGUUGCUGAGCUGGCGUAUGAAGAUAUAUUUGUGUACUACCUCUGUCCAUUUUAGAAAGGAAUAUGAUAUGUUUUUCUUGGUUCCUAAUGGAGAUCCCAGCAGUUUCUCUUGGCCACCAUGAAAUCCCACUCUCAGUAUGAACAGGAGCAGCUGAACUCACAUUAGUAUAAUUUUAUUUUGCAGGACAGCCACUUGACCCCUCCUUGCCCAUCGCUAAUUCAGUCUCCAACGUGAUAUGUGCUGUGGCUUUUGGGCAUCGGUUUGCUCUUGAGGAUGAACAGUUCCAGAAGCUGAUAGAAGCCAUAGAUUUCUCCCUAAAAUUUAUAGGAAGCUUCGUUCAUGCUGUGAGUAAUCAUUUUCAUUCUUGCUGAUUCAGAGAAGUCUCCCAGGGGCCUUACAUUUCCCACUCAGCAUUCUGGAUUCCAUUAUGAUAGAGGACAGAGUGUUGGAGAAGUGAGAUGAAGUUUAAAUCUAAUCUGAGAUAAGGGCUAUUUUACAGCCUAAUCAGUUUCUUACCAUGAAUAUAAAAGAGAGAGUAAUGAAACUAGGUCCACAAGUUGGGACUCUUUGGAGGAAAGACAGGCUAGAAAUGGAACAAUGGCCUUCAGAACAAGUCAUCUACAGCCCACAUAAAUGAGCAAAGGUGAACAAAAUAAUUUUCUCAGGAAGAGAAUUACACUAUGGCAUAGCGUGGGUGGAGCCAGGCAGCCUGUGGCCCUGGACGUGACCAGAUGCUACUAUGACAGGCUCCCUCAUGAUGUUGGAGCCAUGGGGAGGUAAGACAUCAGAUGACCCCCCCUUUUCUUUCUCUGUAAUGCAGGGGUCAGCAAACUUUAUCAGCAGGGUCUUGUCCACCUUCCCUCAGAGCUUGUUGGGGGUUGAACUAUAUUUUGGGGGGAAAGGGGGAAAAGAACGAAUUCCUGUGCCCCAGAAAUAACCCAGAGAUGCAUUUUAAAUAAAAAGACACAUUCUACUCAUGUAAAAACACGCUGAUUCGCAGACUGUCCGCGGGCUGGAUUUAGAAGGCAAUUGGGCCGGAUCCAGCCCCUGGGCCUUAGUUUGCCUACCCAUGCUGCAAUGUGUUUCUCUGUCCCCUUUUGUUCUGCUGGCUGCAACGAGCCACCAAAAGGCAAACUUUAACACUUCUCCUUUCCAUUCUACUGUGCUCCACAUCCCUCCCUCACCAGCUUCUGUUAAAAUAAGAAUUUUUUUUACCUGCCAAGCAAAAUCUCUCUCUUUUUUUAAUAAUAAUUUUUAUUAAUUUUAACAUAUAAAUUAUAAUACAUACCACAAAACCUUACCACUUAUACAAUCUUUUUUUGGACUUCCAUCAGCACCUCUGAUGAUCCACCGUUUUAACCACUUCUUAUGCAUUUCUUAAAUUCAUAUUGCCUUUAAUUAUCUUAACUAACCAUCCUCCCCUUUAUCCAUUUUUGGAAUAGUUCCAAGAAUUCACCUCACAAAACUUCUUGCAAACCUACAAACGUAGUCUGAUCAUCACAAUUACUUUUCAAAUAGUCUGUAAAUUUACACCAGUCUUCUGUGAAUUUCUGGUCCCGCAGAUUUUGAAUCCUUCCUGUUAAUUUAUCUAGUUAUGCAUAGUCCAUAAAUUUCAUCCUCCAUUCUUCUUUCGUCAGUAAUUCUUCUGGCUUCCAUUUUUGUGCCAAUAAUAUUCUUGCUGCCGUCGUUGCAUAUAAAAACAGCUUACAUUCUUUUCUAUUUAUAUCACUUCCUACAAUGCCCAGUAAAAAUGCUUCUGUUUUCUUUAUAAAUGUAUAUUUCAACAUUUCUUUCAUCUCAUUAUAUAUCAUUUCCCAGAAGCUUUUAACUUUUUUACAUUCACACCACAUGUGAUAAAAUGUUCUUUCUUUUUCUUUACAUUUCCAACAUUUAUUGCUAACUUUAUACAUUUUAGCUAAUUUAACGGGUAUAAUAUGCCAUCUAUACAUCAUUUUCAUCACAUUUUCUUUUAAAGCAUUGCAUGCAGUAAAUUUUAAACCUUCUUUCCAUAGUUUUUCCCAAUCACUCAGCUGUAUAUUAUACCCAAAAUCUUUGGCCCAAGGAAUCAUAACCGACUUUACCUCCUCAUCCUUCAAAUGCCAUUCAAGCAGCAAUUUAUACAUUUUAGAAUUUUUUUUACAGUUAUUACUUAAUAUCUCUAGUUCAAACUUUGAUUUAUUUUCAUCAAAUCCUUUUUCUUUAAAAUCCUGUUUAAACAUUUCAUUGACCUGAUGGUAGUGCAUCCAAUCAUUCACAUAUUCUUUGAUUUCCUCAUAUGGUUUCAUCUUCCAUUUACUUCCUUCUUUUUGUAUUAAUUUCCCAUAAGUUAUCCAUUUCCCACUCAUAUUGAUCUUUUUCACACUCAUUGCUUCUAAUGGAGAUAACCAAUGCGGUGUUUUACGUUCCAGUAAGUUUUUGUACCUAUCCCAUAUUUCUAUUAAAGAUCUUUGAAAUAUAUGGCUUCCAAAUCCUUUAUGGACUUUUGUUUUAUUAUACCAUAGAUAUGCGUGCCAUCCAAAUCUAUUAUCAUAACCUUCCAAAUCUAACAGUUCUGUAUUUUCUAAUAACAUCCAUUCCUUUAACCAACAGAGGCAAGAUGCUUCAUAAUACAAUUUCAGAUCUGGCAGAGCGAAGCCUCCUCUUUCUUUAACAUCUGUUAACAACUUAUACUGUAUUCUCGGCUUCUUUCCCUGCCAGAUAUAUCUUGAAAUUGUUUUUUGCCAAUCUUUAAAAAUUGUUGCCCCUUUGAUUAUUGAAAUUGUCUGAAACAAAAAUAACAUCUUUGGUAGCACAUUCAUUUUAAUAGCCGAAAUCCUUCCCCAAAAUGACAAUUUCAUCCUUCCCCAUAUUUCUAGAUCUCUUAUAAUACCAUUCCACACCGGUGGAUAAUUAUUUUGAAAUAGAUCAAUAUUUUUGGAGGUUAACCAAAUUCCCAAAUAUUUAAAUCUUUUAACUGCUUCUAUACCUAUUUGUUGUUGCAACCCUUCCACCAGGUCCUGUUUCAUAUUUUUAACUAUCAUUUUAGUUUUCUUUUUGUUCAAUUUAAAGCCUGACACUUGCCCAAACUGUUCUAUCUCCUCUAGUACUUCUUUCACACUUGUAACUGGCUCUUCUAUGGUUAAUACCAAGACAUCGGCAAAGGCUUUCACGUUAUACUCAUUUUGACCAACUGAAAUUCCCUUUAUUUUUUCAUUUCUCCUUAUUUACCUUAAAAAGACUUCCAGUACCGAUAUGAAUAAUAAUGGUGAUAAUGGAUACCCUUGUCUUGUACCUUUAGUAAUUUCAAUACUUUCUGUUACUAUAUUGUUUACUAUUAAUUUUGCUCUCUGUUCUCUAUGGCUUUUAUUCCUUUUAGAAAGAAUUGACCAGUGUCCAUUAAUUCUAAAUUCUUUAACAUAAAUUUCCAGGAUAUAUUAUCAAAGGCCUUUUCUGCAUCCACAAAAAUUAACAUCGCUUGCUUUUCAUUUCUGGCAGUCAGAUAUUCAAUUAUAUUAACUAUAUUUCUUAUGUUAUCUUUCAUCUGUCUACCAGGUAAAAAACCUGCUUGGUACUUAUCAACAGUCUCAUAGAAUCAUAGAAUCAUAGAGUUGGAAGAGACCACAAGGGCCAUUGAGUCCAACCCCCUGCCAAGCAGGAAACACCAUCAGAGCACUCCUGACAUAUGGUUUGCUAGCAUACUUGCGAAUAAUUUAUAGUCGUUAUUUAACAGUGAAAUCGGCCUAUAGUUCUUUACUUGUGUUAAAUCUGAAUCUUGUUUUGGUAUAAAUGUAAUAUAUGCUUCUUUCCACAUUUCUGGUAAUUCUCCCUUUCUUAGUAUAUUAUUCAUAACCUCUUUCAGUGGCACAAGUAUUUCUUUAUAAUAUUUUGCUGUAAAUCCAUCCGGUCCCAGUGUCUUUCCACUUUUCAGUUCUUUUAUAGCAACUUUAAUUUCCUCUGUUUCAAUUAGGUCAUUCACUCUGUCUUUCUUUUCUGUCUGAAUUUUUUGCACUCCUUUCUGUCUCAAUAAUUUUUUUUAUAACAUUUUUUCCAUCUCUUUUAUAUAAGUGUCUAUAGAAAUCCACAAAUCCUUUUCUAAUUUCUUUCGGAUUAUCUAUUUCUUUUCCUUCCACUGUGAUCUUCUUAAUUGUAUUCUGUUCCUUUCUCUUUUAAAUCUGUCAGCCAUGCCAACCACUUUCCAGAGCACACUCCUGAGUUGGUUCCUGGGUGGGUUCUAUAUAGUUACUCACUACCUGUCCAAAAUUUCUGAUCGCAACAGUCAUCAAGUCCGUCUUCUCAUGUAACUGUUCCAGUAAGGCACUUGUUUUGCAGAAAGCACGCACCAGAGCUUCUGAAUACAUUGUUAUACAAGGUCAGAAGUCUGUUCCCACGAUCUUAAUCUGUUGCAGUUGCAGAGCUCCCCAGUUCAAAUUUAGUAACAGUUUCACAGGCUCCCUCUAGGGGAAGAACUUCUAUUUGUAUCCAUCUCUUUUCUUUUUCUUUUUCUUUUAAAAGCAGAUCUAACAACAAGGUUUCCUUUUUCAGAUAUUUUGUCGAUAUUUGCUCCUUUAAAAUGCGAAGGAGAACAAUGGAAUCACUAUGUUUCUCUUCUUUUAACUGUCUGUCAAAGACGUUUGUCUAUAGUCAAUGAACUUCCCAAAAACGUCAGUCCUGACACCCCGCUCCCAGGUUCAAGACGGUGGAAAAUUACUUUUCUUUACACUCUCUUCUGCAGGUUUAAACAGUCCGGAAAAAUCCCCCUCUUCUCCUGCUUCCGAAGGGGUUCAACAAUUUUAGAUGAUGAAAGUUAAUCCUUUACAAACGAUUUUCUGAACUCUAGUUUGCCAUGUCUUUGCUUUAAUCUAUCUACAAGAAACGGAAGGCUGACUUCCUGUUUAGACCUUCCCAUUUCAGUGCCAAAUUAAGAAGGAUUUCUUAGUCCAAUUUUCCUUUCUAUUCACAAGUCAUUGUUUCAAGUCCAAUUGUCCGAAUUUAAGCUACUCACGGGUAGUUGUUUUAAUAGCCAAAUUGUCCCAGGAAAAAGGCAGCACUCUCCGGCAACGGCUGUGCGGCUUCGCUCCACGGAAGAAGCAGUUGACUCUCAGCACCGUGCCACUUGCCCCUCUUCGCUCCGGAGCCCGUAACUGGGUUCCUUUACGAGUGGGGGGGCGUGAAAGGUGCCCGCCGAGUCCCAUGGUCACAGGCUUCAUCCGCCUGUGAUUUUUCAAAGGGUCCCUGCUUCGCCGUAGCGGGAAAGACCCGUUUUCCGUGGAGCCAGUCCCUCCGGAUCAGAGGGAAUCCGCCAUUACCGAUGGCACCACCCCGGAAGUCCCCUAUUCCAUUCUACUUCUCUAUUUAUUAUCUUUUUUUAAAAAAUAAUUUUUAUUAAAUUUCCAAUUAACAAGCUAAUCAUAUCACAUUAAUUCCAAAUUAUACCAAUACAUAAUAAACUCCAAACAUUUAGCCGAAUUUUAAAUUUUUGUUGGGGGUACCCAUGCUUCGAGCUCAGAAAGGGUCCAAUCAUCUCAUAUUUCUGCUGCUUUGAUGUUCACAAGUCCCAUCUUUCUAUCUCUUUGUUGUUAUCCUUUACAAACCCCAUCUUCCAAUCUUCUUGUUGUUAUCAUUUUUCUUCUUAAUAACCUCUGAGUUAUCUCCACAAGCGAGUUGAAGCAAACAUUAUUAUAGUCCUGUGUGGGUUUUCACGCUGAUCCAAAAGUCCUAUUCAAACAGCAGGCACGAUUUCAGUUCCCAUAAAAUACAGUCCAAGCAUCUGCUCAUUAACUUUCCCAGACCAGUUGCUCCAUAAAUCAGCCUUUCCAGGGGAGUUGUUGGCAAUUCAGCCGUGGAAUUCAGAUAUGAUAACAAAACCGUAGCACCUCUCCCCCUUUGACUGUAAAUCUUGCAACCAAGUCUGUCUCAUAAUGGCGGUUCCCCAUUAGAACUGCGUCACACCAAAAGCCUUUCGUUUCCUUUCCAGAUCUUCCGCAAAACAAAGUCUUUGGUUAAUAAUUUUGUUUCCACACAGUUUAUUUUCCCAUCUCACUUGCUAUCAAUCAUGUGGCGGUUCUUCUUGGGGGGGGGGGUUGUUAGGUAAAUCAUAUUGAAAAAGAGAAAAGUCCCCCCCUUCCGAUCCAUUUCAACAUACCGACAUAGCUGUGAUUCUUUGAUGUAGUCUUCUAUUCAGUCCAACACGUCACUCAGCUUCUCAGUGGUUGAUUUAAUUAGCAAUCAGUACAGCCUUUCCUUCGCUCGAAACAUGUGCAUUUACUCUUCUCCAAUUGUUUAUCUUGAGCAAUGCAACCAGGAUUGCCAUUAGAAGUAGCGUCCAGGAGAUCCAAAAACUCACUCGAGGGCUUUCUGUCCAGUGCCCCCACCCCGUCCUUCGUUCGAACUCGGGGGUGAUUUAUUGGCAACCGCGGACGAGGCAGCAUUUUCCCAUCCCCUGGGAAAAUUCGGGAGGCUAAUUUACUCCCAUCAUUAGCCUCUUAAUUACCUCGUGUGAGCCAGAGAGAUGGUAUUGUCGGGCAUCUUCCAAAGUGCCCCUAGCGCCCACCCUACUUCUCGAUUUAUUAUCAUUGCAAAUUGACUUUGCAGUAUUUUAAUAUUCUGUUUUAUUUUCACAUUAUUUGGGUUUUUAACUAAUUUCUUCUAAUUUUCCAUUAUUUGUUUUAAUAUUUCUUUCCCCCCCUUUUCUCUAAAUUUAUUUCUGAUAGUGUUCUACUGUAUAAAAAAGCCUCGCAUUACUGCUUUGCUAGCAUCCCAUACUACACUCAUUUCUGUUCCUUUGUUACAAUUAUUCACAAAGUAAUCAGUUAAGUUUUUCUGUGCUUUCUCAUUUAUUUUUUGAUCUUCCAAUAGGUUCUCAUUUAAUCUCCAUCGAAAGGUUUUUUCCUCCAUUUCUUUUAUUUCACAUUUUAUUGCAUUAUGAUCCGAAAGUAUUUUUGGUUGUAUUUCUAUUUUUGUCACUCUUGGUGUUAACUCGCUGGAUAUCCACACAUAAUCUAUUCUUGACAUUGGUUGAUUUGGUUCUGAGAAAUAAGUAAAUUGUUUUUCUAAUGGGUGUCUUAAUCUCCAAACAUCUACCAAAUUACAGUUCUCAGUCAUUGAAAAAAAAAGUCUUAGGUAGUUUUCCUUCCUCCAAUUUUUCUCUUGGCCUCAACCUAUCCAUUUCCAUUGAAACCACUCCAUUCAUAUCACCCAUUAUUAUAAUUUUCUGAUCCACAAAUUCAAAAGUUUUUCUUUUAAAUCUUUAUAAAAUUCUGUUUUACUUCCAUUUGGUGCAUACACUCCGACUAUUAUCUAUUUUUCGCCUUGCCAUGUGACUUGUACCGCAAUUAUUCUACCUUCUUCAUCUUUAAAUAUUUGCUGAGCCUCAAAUUUAUUUUUUAUAUACAAAACCACUCCUCUCUUCCUGCUUCUGUCUGAUGAAACAAAUUCAUUUCCCAAUUUUUUAUUAAUCAGAACUCUUCUAUGCCUUCUUGCCACAUGAGUUUCUUGUAGACAAAUAAUAUCCAAAUUCUUUUUUUAAAGGAAAUGUUCCAUUUUCUUUCUUUUCCUUUUGUCAUUAAUUCCAUUAACAUUCCAUGUCCAUAAUUUCAGUGCCAUUUUGUGUCCCCUUUACCAGUAAAAGUAUAAAAGUCUUAAACCUGUCCUUCUUCCUCUUCCACUUCUUCUUCUUCUUCUUCUUCUUCUUCUUCUUCUUCUUCUUUAUUAUCCUUUUCUUCUUCUUCCAAUCCUACCGGACCUGCUGUUCCUGCCACUGUUGCUUCCUCCCCUUUUCCCAGCUCUUUGUAUCUUCUCAGAAAUUUAUGUGUUUCAUCAACACUUGUAAAUUUAAACUUAAUGUCUUUUUUAAUUUCUGUGAACAUUUUUAAAAUGUCUCCCUUAAAUUCAGUUUCCUGUUUCGAUCCUCUUCUUUCCAAAGUUGUCCCACUUUCUCCUGUUUUUUUCUGUGUCUGAGACAUUGUUUCUCUUCUUCCUGCCACUAGGUGUAUAUUAAGAAUCUUUGGAAGGCCAAAUUUCUUUAAAAUAAACAAUUAAAGGAGAAAGAAGAAAGUUUUCUGCCUCUUGUUUGGCUAAUCCAACGUAAUGUCUUAAUAAAUAAUCAGAAUAAGCAAAUAAUAAUAAUAAUAUUGAAAAGAAGAACAAUGAAGGAGACAAUCAGAAGAAAAAAAAUAGGGACCACCAAAGGAACAACAAAAAAUAAUAAAAAUAUUCUUUCGCCACUUGCCUGGCCAAUCCAAUCCUUUAAUCAAAAUUCCAACAAAACCAUACCAGCCAAAUUUUAAUCCAGUAAUCCCAAGAAAAAAAAAUCAGUGAAUAACAAAAAAGAGAAACGAAAAAAAGGAGAAAAGGAGAAAAAAAUAAAAAAGAGCAAAAAGGAAAAAAGAAAAUUCUCUUCACCAAAGCAGCAGAGCCAGAGAUUUUCAAAAGCAAAACCAAAAUUAAUCCAUCCCCGAGAGCACAGUCUGGCACCAUAAAAUGUAAAAAUGUCAAAGUCCUUCUACUCCAAUGUCCACAUCAGCUAAGUCAGAAGCAGGAAGGGGAGAGUGGGUAAACAAUUUCUUCUUCUUACUCAGCUUUCCUCCAAAUAAAAUAAAAUAAAAUAAAACAAAAUAAAGAACCAGAUAAUAGCAAAUAUUUCUAUUUCAUUUUGGGCUUGGCAGUAUCUCAAAAUGCUGCUUUGGCAUGUAAAAAAUAAAGAAGAAAAAAUUCCACCAUGAGGCUUCUUAACAGUUAACUACGCAGUUCUCUAAAAACUAAAGUAAUAAAUUUCCAGGAAGACUCUCCUCCUGCAGUCCCAGAAACCCACAAAAAAGACAAAAAAAACCCUUAAUAAGGGCUUUCGCCCCCCUCCUUUGUUUAAUACACAGUCUUAAGUAAAGUGUUUAUAUUAAAUUAAAUAUUCCGCUGUAGGACAACUCACUGUUUUUUGUUCCGUGGGUACUUCUUGCAUAUAAAUAAGAUCCCAGUCGGGGCUGACCUCCUUUUUACCACCCUGCUGCUUCCGAAUCAUUCUUAAUCCCUUUUUUUCAACUAUUUCCACCAAUUAAAUCUGGAUUUUUUACUGUUUCUGAAUCUACCGCUGUGCCAGGUAAGCUUGAGGCUGCGCUUCUCGAGGGUAGAAAAUGGUGUCCAGCGCCGGUGUCUCAAUCUCGCUGCUCUUUUUGCUCCUAAAAGGGGCUUUUCAGGCAGCGGAGAGACCGCUCCUCGGCUAGCUGGGAACCUGCCCUCAGAAUCUUCCUCCUGAGGUUUUUGGGGGCUUGCGACGCCCUUGCAAAGCCCCCAUUUCCCCCCAAAAAGCUGGAUUCUCCCCAGACGGCUGAAGCCCGCUUGCACUUGGCUCCAUGGUAAACCGGAAGUCUCAUUACUCUGAGACCUCUUGGCUAGCAUUUAUUUAUAUGGGGAUCGGCUCUAUUCUCCGCCCUCUCACCUCAGAUUGCCAUGAUGCAAACCCAGGAUAUGUAUUUGUCUUAUUUAAUAUUCUUUGUUAUUGGGAACAAAGUUAUUGUAAGGAAAGGCAAUGGAAGAAACCCAACCUCCGAAGUGUUUGCUAGAGAGGUUUAUUCAGAAAAUAUAAGUAAUUUAUCUUUAAUGAGAAAACUAGGAAAGAGGAAAACUCCCUUCUUAAAGGUUUAAUAAUAAUAAUAAUAAUUUAUUAUUUAUACCCCGCCCAUCUGGCUCAGUUUCCCCAGCCACUCUGAUCGGCUUCGAAUCAAGUGAUAAAAAAUACAGAAUUAAAUAUUAAAAACUUCCCUAAACAGGGCUGCCUUCAGAUGUCUUUUAAAGAUAAGAUAGCUACUUAUUUCCUUCACAUCUGAAGGGAGGGCAUUCCACAGGGCAGGUGCCACUACCGAGAAGGCCCUCUGUCUGGUUCCCUGUAACGUCACUUCUCGCAAUGAGGGAACCGCCAGAAGGCCCUCAGCACUGGAUCUCAGUGUCUGGGCUGAACGAUGGGGAUGGAGUCGCUCCUUCAGGUAUACAGGACCAAGGCCGUUUAGGGCUUUAAACGUCAGCACCAACACUUUGAAUUGUGCUUGGAAACGUACUGGGAGCCAAUGCAGAUCUCUCAGGACCGGUGUUAUGUGGUCCCGGCAGCCACUCCUAGUCACCAGUCUAGCUGCCACAUUCUGGAUUAAUUGCAGUUUCCGGGUCACCUUCAAAGGUAGCCCCACAUAGAGCGCAUUGCAGUAGGACCAAGCAGGAGAUAACUAGAGCACACACCACUCUGGCGAGACAGUCCGCAGGCAGGUAGGGUCUCAGCCUGCGUACCAGGUGGAGCUGGUAGACCACUGCCCUGGACACAGAAUUAACCUGCGCCUCCAUGGACUGCUGUCAGUCCCAGGCUGCGCACCUGGUCCUUCAGGGGUGCAGUUUCCCCAUUCAGGCUCAGGGAGUCCCCCCCCCCACGCUCGCCACCUGUCCCCCCAAAACAGUACUUCUGUCUUGUCAGGAUUCAACCUCAAUCUGUUAACCAUCCUCCAUCCUCCAACGACGUCCAGGCACUCACACAGGACCUUCACUGCCUUCACUGGUUUUGAUUUAAAAGAGAGUUUGAGCUUGAUGUCAUCUGCAUACUGAUGAACACCCAGCCCAAACCCCCUGAUGAUCUCUCCCAGCUGCUUCAUAUAGGUAUUAAAAAGCAUGGGGGAGAGGACGGAACCCUGAGGCACCCCACGUGAGAGAGCCCAAGGGUCUGAGCACUCACCCCCCAACACCACUUUCUUAACACAGCCCAGGAGAAGGGAGCGGAACCACUGUAUAACAGUGCCCCCAGCUCCCAGCCCCUCUAGACGGUACAGAAGGAUGUUACGGUCAGUGGUGUCAAAGGCCGCUGAGAGAUCCAGCAGAACUAGGAAACAGCUCUCAUCUUUGUUUGAUUUUUUGAAGGAAGAUAUGGGCAUUACUUGACUGGGGAAUAAAAUAAAAUAAAAUAAAACGGCAUUGCAAGAUUUGGAGGACUGCACAUUUCAAAGGCUGGCUGUGUUUCAAUUUGCAUAUUAGGCAAAUUUACUCUUAAAUGUGAACUGACUUGAAUGUCUCCCCAUCUGUAUUCUCCAGCAACCCCCCACCUCCCAACAAAUGGCCUGGGAUUGUGCCCAGUUUUGAAUGAAGCCUGGGAGCUAGAAAAAUACUUUGACCCCUAGUUUUCUUUCACAUAUUCGGCUAGAGAUAUUUCCCAGAACCAGUCAUUCUGAGAUUCAAGAGAAGCUGCAGACUCCUACCUUCUUCUCAGGGAGACUCAAACUAAUGUGCUAGCUCUGAAGAAUAAUUUGGGUCAUGUUUUAAGUGCUAAUUCAAAUGAAUUGACCCAUGAACUGCAUGACCAAGCUUCCUCAUGGUAAUGACGGCAUUUCUGCUAUCUUUCCUUUAGCUUUAUGAAAUGCUCCCAUGGCUCAUGAAACAUCUCCCAGGGCCCCACAAGAAGGCCUUGUCCUGCAUGGAGAUGGUGCUUUCAUUUGCAAAGGAGGAGAUAGAGAAGCAUAAGGAGAAUCAGUCUCUGCAUGAUCCACAGGAUCUCAUUGAUUUCUAUCUACUUCAGAUGGAGAAAGUAAGUAUCUGCUUUGAAACUGAAUGCUGCUCAUCCAAGGAAUCAUUAUAUUUCCUGUUAUACGUGAAUACUAAUCUCUUCCAAGGACACCAAUAUUUUUUUCCUGAAUCUCAGUUGAAAAUGACAUUGAGUUACUUUUUUCAAUUUUAUUGGAUUAUUAUUUUUCUUAGUGAGUUGUGCAAACCACUAUUCUGAAUAAUGUUUUUUAUUAGGGUAGUGGGCACUGGAGAUCAGAUGAUGGAUCCAACAGGGCAGUGGGCAAAAAUGUUUGAAAACCCCUGUUAUACCUCAUGGGAACAUACUCACCACUGAAAUGUUGCCUGUGGUGCCCAAACAGUAAGAAUGCCCAAAUAGUAUGAAUGGCCAACUCACCAAGUGUCUUGUGGCAGAUGUUUCAUUACACAUUACAAUGCAUAGCAAGAGGAAAAAUCACUCCUCACUUUCAUCAGCAGGGGACCAAACAAAUCCUAAAGAAAAUGUUCCUAAACUAAAUAUGACUUCAAACUCCUACCUCAUUUAUUUCUACACUAGAAAGGUCAAAAUAUUUUUUCUUCUUGCCUUCCUCCUGCAAGAUUUCACCAAACGCUUGCAAGAUCUCACUGUCCUCACUGUUGUUGUUAGCACAUUGUGGGCACUGCUGUAUGACCAAAGUAAGGGAGGUGGCAGUGACAGCAGGGCAGUGGAGGUGGCACCUUCUUAUUUCUCCUCAGGCAGUGUAAGAGGACACCUCACCCCUCAUGAAGCAUGUGUUGGUGGUAUGCUAAUAGGAGCAGGGGGAGUAAGAUAAAAUAAGUGCUGAAGGACAGAUUGUAAUGCAUGUAAAUGACAUGUCACUUUCCCUGUUUUCAAAAUCAGAGCAAAAACGACCCAGAGUCCACCUAUGAUGAAGAAAAUAUGGCUUUUAGUAUUUCUGGGCUCUUUGUAGCAGGGACAGACACAGUCACCAGUUCUCUGAAAUGGGCACUUCUCCUCCUGGCAAGUCAUCCAGAUAUCCAAGGUGAGAGAGGGAGACCUGUGCACGGCUUCCUUUGAUCUCUAGAGUGGACUGUAAUUCUUGUGUCAGUUAAUUGUUAUUGAUUAUUGAAGUUCUUCCUGAUGUUUAGUGGAAUCUCUUUUCUUGUAACUUGAAACCAUGGGUUCGAGUCCUACCCUCUGGAGCAGGAGAAAACAAGCUUGCUCCAUCUUCCAUGUGAUGGCCCUUAAAGUACAGUGGUACCUUGGGUUAAGAACUUAAUUCCUUUUAGAGUUCCGUUCUUAACCUGAAACUGUUCUUAACCUGAGGUACCACUUCAGCUAAUGUGGCCUCCCGCUGCUGCCACCACCCAAUUUCUGUUCUCAUCCUGAAGCAAAGUUCUUAACCUGAGGUUCUAUUUCUGGGUUAACAGAGUCUGUAACCUGAAGCAUCUGCAACCUGAGGUAUCACUGUAUCUGAAGAUGGCUAUCAUCUCUCCUCUCCUCUUCUCUAGGCUAAACUUACCCAGCUCCCUCAACUUAUAAGGCUUGGUUUCUAGACACUUGAUCAUCUUGGUUGCCUUUCUCUGCACACGUUCCAAUUUGUCAAUUUCCUUUUUAAACUUGGGUACCCAGAACUGCACACAGAACUGUGGUCUGAACAAGGCAGAAGUUCCCUAUACUCUUUAUUCUGUGAACUACCCUGAGACACCCAGGUAUAGGGCGGUAUAUAAAUGUAAUUAACAACAACAACACCACUUAUGCUGAUGCAGCCUAGAAUAGCAUUGGCCUUUUUUCCUGUUGCAUCAUACUGUUGACUCAUGUUGAACUUUUUUUCCAAUUUUUUAAUUAGUUUUCCACAUUUAUAACAAAAAUGACGUUAGAAAACACACAACAAAUAAAAACACAUUUCAAUACAAAAAACUUAACACAAAAACCAAUUACUUCUUCAGCUACCUAAUUUUCAUAACAUUGUUAACUGACUUCCUAGAAUACCCUCUAACUGAAUUUCCUUAUAUCACUUGUAUAACAGUUCUCCAAAUUCAUAUUUCUAAUAAUAUUAACUCCUAUCAUUUACUAACCUCUUCUCCUUUAUUAAUAUUCUAAUCCUUGAUAUUUACUAACACAUGUUCUUAUUCUACCCCUAAGCCUAUUCGUUACUUCCAAGAAUUUUCUAAUUAUCUUAUAUCACAAUAUUUAGCUAAAUAUUCUUUAAAUUUCUUCCAAUCUUUAUGUAUCUCCUCCUCUUUCUGGUCAUGGAUUCUUCCAGUCAGGUCGGCCAGCUCCAGAAAGUCCAACAUCUUCAUCUGCCAUUCUUCUAUUGUUGGUAUCUCUUGCGAUUUCCAGUUUUUGGCUAAUAGCAGUCUUGCCGCUGUAGUGGCAUACAAAAACAAUCUAACAUCUUUUCUGGGCAAUUCCAAUUCUAUUAUUCCAAGUAGAAAGGCUUCUGGUUUCUUAAUAAAUGUAUUUUUCAACAUUUUUUUCUACUCAUUAUAAAUCUUUUCCCAGAAGUCCUUCACCUUGGGAGACGUCCACCACAUAUGAUAAAAACGUACCUUCUUUUUCUUUGCAUUUCCAAGAUAGAUUGUCAUUUGUGUGAUAAAUAUUUGCUAAUUUUGCUGGGGUUAAGUACCAUCUAUACAUCAUUUUCACAAUAUUUUCUUUUAAUACAGUACAUGCAGUAAACUUAACCCCUUUCUUCCACAACCUUUCCCAAUCUUCCAACAUUAUAUUGUUUCCAACAUCUCUUGCCCAGUCAGUCACCACAGAUUUAACUUGUUCAUCCUUUGUAUGCCAUUCCAUCAGGAAAUUGUACAUUUUAGAGAGAUUUUUAACAUUGGUAUCUGUCAGGGAACUGCCAUCGGACGGAAGGGAGGUGAAAGGGCUCACACAGGUUGGGAGAGACGCAGCAGCUGAAGAGGGAACCAACAGGGAGGUGAAAGGGCUCACACAGGUUGGGAGAGACGCAGCAGCUGAAGAAGGAACCAGCAGGGGAGAGGAGCUGAGCUGGAGGGAUGGCUCAGAGACACUUCCAGCGAAAACAGUGGGGAGGUUUCAGAACCUCCUGUAAGAACACCCACUCCUCGCCGGAAACUGUCACGCAGAGAUUCCAGAAGACGUGUUUCCGUUAAGGAGCUUUUAUGUUGGAAGCGAUUACGAAAGCAACCACUGUCGGAAUCUGCUAGUGACUAGAGCAGCCAUGUCUGAGGGGCUCCGUCACAGACAGAGGUUUGUGGACUUGAACAAACUCUGAGGGGAUACGUUUUUACGCACAAGCAGCUCAUCAUCCCAUCACAGUAUCUAACAAUUCCAUUUCCAAUUUGGAUUUUUCUGUCGCAAAACCAUUUUUCUUAUCAAGUUUAUACAAUUCAUUAAUCUGAUAAUAUUGCAACCAUCCAUCCAAUUUAUCUUUAAUUUGGUCAAAUUGUCUCAAUUUAAAUCCUUCAUUAUCUUCCAAGAAUAAAUCUGUAUAUUUCAACCAUUUACACUCCAUAUCCAGCUUUUUCUGUGCCUUUGCUUCCAUUGGUGAAAGCCACCUGGGUGUUCUCCUUUCUAAGAGAUCUUUAUAUCUUAUGCAAACAUUAUAUAGUGAUUUUCUAAUUACAUGAUUUUUGAAACCUUUAUGAGCCGGUAUCUCAUCAUACCAUAGAUAUGCAUGCCACCCAAAUACAUUGUCAAAUUCUUCCAAAUCUAACACAUCAACAUUGUCUAGUUGAAUCCAUUCCUUGAUCUAGCAGAAAGCCACCGCUUAAAAAUAUAUCUUCAAAUCUGUCAGGGAAAAUCCCCCUCUCUCUUUAGAAUCUGUUAAUAUUUUAUAUUUAAUUCUGGGUUUUUUCCCCUGCCAGAUAAAUUUAGACAUUGCUUUCUGCCAUUCUUUAAAACAUCUUACAUUAUUGAUAAUUGGUAAGGCUUGGAAUAAAAACAGCACCUUUGGCAGUACAUUCAUCUUAAAGGUAAAGGUACCCCUGCCUGUACGGGCCAGUCUUGACAGACUCUAGGGUUGUGCGCUCAUCUCACUCUAUAGGCCGGGAGCCAGCGCUGUCCGCAGACACUUCCGGGUCACGUGGCCAGCGUGACAAGCUGCAUCUGGCGAGCCAGCGCAGCACAUGGAACGCCGUUUACCUUCCCACUGGUAAGCGGUCCCUAUUUAUCUACUUGCACCCGGGGGUGCUUUCGAACUGCUAGGUUGGCAGGCGCUGGGGCCGAACGACAGGAGCGCACCCCAUCGCGGGGAUUCGAACCGCCGACCAUGCGAUCGGCAAGUCCUAGGCGCUGAGGUUUUACCCACAGCGCCACCCACGUCCCAACAUUCAUCUUAACCACCAAUAUUUGGCCCAUUAAUGACAGAUUUAAAUUUGACCAAACCUCAAGAUCUCUCUUAAUUUCAUUCCAUAAUUUUUCAUAAUUAUCUUUAUAUAAAUUCAAAAUUUUCACCGAUAAAUUCACACCCAAAUAUUUCACUUUCUUCGCAGAAACAAGGCCUGUCUUUUCCUGUAGGAUUUUUUUCUCCUCAUUAUCUAAAAUUUCCCCCAACACUUUGGUUUUGUUCUUAUUUAUCUUAAAUCCUGCUACUUGCCCAAACUUCUGUAUUAGUUCCAGUGCUUUUACUGCAAUGGAAUCUGGAUCUUGUAAAGUUAACACCAAAUCAUCAGCAAAGGCUUUUAAUUUAUAUUGUUUAGAUCCUACUGUUAUACCUUUAACCUCUUCCUCUUUCCUUACCAUGUUUAGCAAAACCUCCAGAACUGAAAUAAAAAGCAGAGGGGAAAGUGGGCACCCUUGCCUCGUUCCUUUCUCAAUUCUAAUUUCUUCUGAAACCACAGUAUUUACUACAAUUUUGGCUUUUUGUUCAAAAUAGAUUGCAUUAAUACCAUUUAAAAAUUCUUGUCCAAUCUCAAUACUUUCUAAAUUCCUUUUGAUAAAACUCCGUGAGACAUUAUCUAAGACCUUCUCAGCAUCAAUGAACAUUUACAAUUUUUUAAAAGUUCCAACCUUUCUAACACAUUGAUUAUAUUCCUAAUAUUAUAUUUCAUAUGUCUCCCAGGCAGAAAUCCUGCCUGGUCCUUAUGGAUAUAAUCUGUUAGCACCUUUUCUAUGCAGUCUAGUAACAUGAGUUUCUUGCAGACAAAUUAUGUCCAAAUUCUGUUUUGCUAACACAUGAUAAACUUGGUUUCUUUUUGGACGUGAGUUCAAACCAUUAACAUUCCAGGAGUAAAUUCCCAGUGCCAUCUUGUACUAUUAGGGAGCUCCUGCCCCUGCCCCUGGUGCCUGUGAGCUUUCCAAUCUGAGAUCCUUAACGUUUUCCCCCAAAAACCUUGGUUUUUCUUCAAUGGUCCUAAUUCUUUGUUUCCUUCUUUGAAAUUUGAAGGAGAGGCCCUUUGGAAAUUCCCACCUGAAGAAGAUAUUCUUCCUUCUCAGAGCUCCAGCCAAAUCUGUGUAAUUAUUCCUUAAGUUCCGAAAAUGUUUUGGAAACUCCUUGAACAAAACAAUUGUUUUAAUUAAUAUUUUUCUAUAGUGUAGACCCAAAAUAUUGUCCCUCUGUUUCUUUGUCUUGAAAACCACUAUACAGUCAUGUACAAUUUUUGAGUCUUUCUUUGGCCCAAACCUAUAGGCCCUCUCAAUCCAAGAAUUUAGCUUGUCUUUUUCCAAAUCCCAGCACGCUGCAAACUCUCUCUCUCUCAGCAAUCUAGAAUAUCACAUCAGAUCCAAUAGGGGCCAAAUCCACUGUCCAUAAAGGGUUUCGGGUGUCACAGUGAAAAGCUUUCUGGAAAGUGUUCUUCUCAUCUGGCAAUGGAAAAAAAGCACCAUUCAACCUUAGUUUGAAAGGCAUGCAUGAAUGAAACAGCAGGAAGCGUAAUGUGUGAAUGUAGCAUGGAAACAUGUACAAUGCUCUUCUUGUCACAUGCACACAUGUCAUCACAGAACUAGAGAAUUAACUCAAAAGGGCAACUCAGUGAUGAAGGGAGUGCAGCGUGUUCCAGAAGACAAGUGGUUGGUGCUUAAAAGAAUAAGCAGAAGAAUACACAGGAGAGGAAGAGCCUAGAGACACAACAGAAACUGCUAAAACUGCAUUGUGGGGGAAUAUGUAUUUUCCUCUCCUAUUAGCAAAACUUACUGGGUUGAAUCCAAAGUUUGCUUACUCGGGAGUAAACACAGGAAAUCAUUGGGAAGCACUUCCAGAGGGAAAAAAGCAAAACAAAAUUGGGUGGCAAACUGCACGCCUCCCAGAGUAAAAAAACACCAAAGAACAGAACAAUGUGAUUCUCCUCUCAGCAAUUCAUUUUCACCACACCCCUUGAGCACUGGAGCGCAAAGACAAAAGAAGAAUGUGGAUUAUCUGUUUUCCAUUUCAUCUUCUGGCUACCGCUCUAGCCCUUUAACACUGCCCAUGCCAAGUACUGGGGGAAGAAUGAAGUUUAUAUAUUCAAAAUAAACCUUCUGUUUCUGUAAUUUUCUUCAGAUAAAGUCCAUAAGGAAAUAGAAGAUGCUUUAGGUUCUUCUCACACAAUCUGCUAUCAAGAUAAGAAGAAACUGCCCUACACCAAUGCUGUGAUUCAUGAAAUGCAGCGCUUUAAAUAUGCCUUAUUUAUGGGGGUUCCUAGGCAAUGUACAAAGGAUGUGAAGAUGCGUGGUUUUCUCUUUCCCAAGGUAAAGAAGAGUGAUACAGCUGCACGCCUGUAUCCCAAGAGUCUAUGAGUAGGUUGCAUAUUCAGAGAUGCCCCCAGCCAUGCAGGAACUUCUUGUGUAGUCUAAAACAGGAGUUCCAUCUGCAGACAUGUUUCACUAGUGCUAUUCCUGGGGCCAUGUGGCACCUCAGAGGAGCAUGCAGUGGCCAAAGGUCUCAGCGAGGCCUUUUUGAAACAGGUGUUGCGGGAGGCCCUGCUGUGUUUCUGCUUGUAUAGAAAUAUUUUUUUAAAUAGAAAAAAGUUGAGGAUGAAUAUGGCCAUUGUUAAAUACCCACCUGUCCCCCCAAAACUCCAUUCAGUUUGAACUCUGCAAAGAUUCGUCCUGGGAGAGUGAGGGAGAAUCCUGGAAUGUGUUGAUCUGAAUGCAUUCCAAGUUAAUUCUUUCUUAUUUGCAGGGGACUGCCAUUCUUCUUGAUCUGCGCUCUGUUCUUCUUGAUCCAACACGAUGGGAGACUCCUGCAGAGUUCAACCCAAAUCAUUUCUUGGACAAGAAUGGACAAUUUGUUGACAGAGAAGAAUAUCUGCCAUUUGGUGCAGGUGAAUGCAAAAGUCCAAGCUGAGUUGGGGUCUAUAGACAUGCUUAUUGGUUGGCUUCCAGGAAAUGACAUCAUCAUCAGCAAGAGAGUAGGGCAGAAUGGAUGCAAUAUCCCCUUGGCAGGAGUGGCACUGCUGGUCAGCAGGAUGGGGCAAGGCUGUUGAUAAUUUAGGGAAUUUCUGGGUGGCUGAUUUUGGACUCACAGGUACCCAAACCCUUAUGGGGUUCACACUUCACACUUGCCACCCCACUGCCCUGUCCCUGAGAGAGGUAACACUCCCAGCACCAGGGUGCUGUUGCUCCCUUUCACACGUCACUGCUGGAUGCCAUCCAACUUCUUUUCAGGUGACAAGGCUAAAGCUCCCCCACCUCUUUUCAUGGAAUGUAAUUUAGCCUUUUAUGAAACUAUACUCAGAACUGAGUCUGCAGUUAAACUACCCCACUUCCGUACUUCUCGCACUCUGAACUGUAGAGGAGGCUGGUGUAUGUUCAGGUUUCAAUUUUCAAAGAACAAAGGAAUAUUUUUGCACCCUCUGUGUCAGGAGCCAGGCAUUGUUGUCUGCGCCAUGCCUGCAAGUAUUCAGCAGACAUCCUCACUGAUAACUUAAAGGCUCCUGUUGACUUUUUAACACAAAGAAUUAUGCCUAUUCAAUUGUUGACGAGAAUGUUAUAAAUUAAAAAAAGGACUAGUUCAUCUUUAAACGAUUAUACAGUAUUGUUUAACAUGUUCUUAUUGGUGUCAAGGCAAAAAUAGGUGCAUAGAAAGGAGAAUUCCUUGGCUGCCAAGAUCCAGGUAUGGGGCAAGUACUUUUUGGUGAGAGAACCUCAACAAAGAUUUAAAAUUACAAACAUGUAGGAAAGUAAAGCAUGGAAACAUAUCCUUUAAAAUAGGCCCUUGUGGGUUCCUUCCAAAAUUUCCCUCUUCCCCUACCAUAGUAAAAGCCCACACAUUUGCUUCCCCACCCCCAUCGUUCAGCCCGGACACUGAGGUCCAGUACCGAGGGCCUUCUGGAGGUUCCCACACUGUAAGACUACUGCAAUGCCCUCUACGUGGGCUACAUUUGAAGGUGACUCGGAAACUGCAUUAAUCCAGAAUGCGGCAGCUAGACGGGUGACUGGGAGUGGCCGCCGAGACCAUAUAACACUGGUCCUGAAAGACCUACAUUGGCUCCCACUCCGUUUCCGAGUGUUGGUGCUGACCUUUAAAGCCCUAAAGGGUCUUGGCCCAGUAUACCUGAAGGAGCGUCCUCACCCCCAUCCUUCAGUCCGGACACUGAGGUCCAGCUCCAAGGGCCUUCUUGCAGUUCCCACACUGCAAGAUGUGAGGUUACAGGGAACCAGGCAGAGGGCCUUCUCGGCAGUGAUGCCUGCCCAGUGGAACGCCCUUCCAGCAGAUGUCAAGGAAAUAAGCAACUAUAAUACUUUUAGGAGACAUCUGAAGGCAGCCCUUUUUAGGGAGGUUUUUAAUGUUUAAUGCUAUAUCAUGUUUUUAAUAUUCGGUUGGAAGCUGCCCAGUGUGGCUGGGGAAACCCAGACAGAUGGGCAGGGUAUAAAUAACAAAUUCUUCUUCUUCUUCUUCUUCUUCUUCUUCUUCUUCUUCUUCUUCUUCUUCUUCUUCUUCUUCAUUAUUUCACUUUCCUAUGUCUAGUUCUCCAAAGUAUUAUACAGUAUAGCAUGUUUUAUAGCUGCGAAGUAAUUGACACUGAAAAGUAAAUUAUUACUCACUUGCUGUCUUUCACUUGUCCCAUCCUCAGGGUCUCGCAUAUGUUUGGGAAUGCAGCUGGCAAAGAUCGAAAUCUUCAUCUUCCUGACAAGCCUGCUGAGAACAUUCAGCUUCCAACUGCCAGAAGGAGUGAAAGAACUCAAUCAAGAGCCUUUACUUGGGACUACAACACAUCCCCAUCCUUAUAAACUCUGUGCUAUUCCCCGUGGCAAUGCAAACCUCUGAUUUUGUUUAAAAGCACCAUUUUCCUCUCAAUGUCCCUCUAGUCCUACUUUACUCAAACUUCUGUCAUUGCUUAAAAUAGACACUUUCCCCCUUUUAGUGUAAAACCCAUCUCACAAUAUUCAAACCGGACGGCAGCAUGCUGUUGGCCAUGUGAAGGUGUCAGUUGCUUGCACAUUUAUAUUUUCCGUUGCUUAAUAAGAGUAGAAAGACAUAAGAGGAACUUUGCUGGACCAGGCAAGAUAGGACCCGUCUAGUCCUCCAGAUGUCUGUGGGAAGCCUCCAAACAGGAAACUGAAUGCAACAGCACUCUCCUCACUUACAAUUUCCAGAAAGUGAUAUCCAUAGCCACAGCGUAGGCAGAACACAGCCCUUGUGGUUUGUACCCAUUGAUAGCUUCACCCUCCAUGAACCUAUCUGAUUCUUUUUCUGAGCCAUCCAAGUUGAUUGGAAUCGCUACAUCUUCUGGGAGCAAAUUCCAUAGUUUAAUGCUGCAGAAAUGUUGUAUUGCUCCUCACUUGAACUUAAUGAACCAGAAAGGGCGUGAGUCAAGCAUAUGUGUUAUGGUCAGAAGUCCCUUUGCCAGGGAUCAAUGAAGGUUUUGAUAGCAUAGUUAGAUAUAUCAGCCAGACACUCACAAGUAAAGGCCUUGGAAAAGCUACCUCCAUCUAUGUGAAGUGCUGCUAGUAAGCUUUUCUCAUUUGUACUACUGACUUAAUAACAGUAAUAGCAAUAAUGAUAAUUAUGAUAAUGAUAAUGAUAAUAAUAAUAAUAAUAAUAAUAAUAAUUCUCUUUCUCUUUCUUGGGCAGCAGCUGCUACUUUAAUUUUUUUAUUUUUUAUUUUGACAAAGUGAUAAUAAAUAAAUAAGAAUAAAAAUGUGCACCCUACCCCCGAGACCAUUCCAUUGUAACUAUCCAACCUCCCAAAAUUUCAACACCUCUUGUGAUAGUUUGACCCCUUUCUGUUUUAGCUGCACAAAUUCUACAAACACCUUCCGUGUCUCCUGCAUAUUCCCCGUCUUACCUUAAUAGCAUGUGUUAAUUUAUCAUUAAUAGCUAUAUUAAGGGCUAUUGACAUGAGGUCCUGGCUGAGGGCUUCCCAUGGGCAUUUGCACAUUGAAAUGUUCAUCUUCCUGACCAGCCUGCUGAGGGCAUUCAGUUUCCGGUAUACCUGAAGGAGCGUCUCCACCACCAUCAUUCUGCCCGGACACCGAGGUCCAGUGCUGAGGGCCUUCUGGCAGUUCCCUCGCUGCGAGAAGCCAAGUUACAGGGAACCAGGCAGAGGGUCUUCUCGGUAGUGGCACCCACCCUGUGGAACGCCCUCCCACCAGAUGUCAAAGAGAAAAACAGCUACCAGACUUUUAGAAGACGUCUGAAGGCAGCCCUGUUUAGGGAAGCUUUUAAUGUUGAACAGGCUAUUGUAUUUUAAUAUUUUGUUGGAAGCCGCCCAGAGUGGCUGGGGAAACCCAGCCAGAUGGUUGGGGUAUAAAUAAAGUAUUAUUAUUAUUAUUAUUAUUAUUAUUAUUAUUCCAGCUGCCAGAUGGAGUGAAAGAACUCAAUAAUGAGGCUGUACCAGGGGCUACAGCACAUCCUAAUCCUUAUAAACUCAGUGCAAUUCUCCACUGCAACACACAAUAAAAUAGGAAAAUAUUAGGGGCUGCACCCCUGCUUCCUUCACUCAGCAACCCCUUGGCCACUCCUGACACAUGAACCCCCUAGAAUUUCCCCUUCCCUUCCCAUCUCAUCCCAUGCAACUACUGAGGUGCCUUUUCACCUUUGCAGCUCCAUUUCUGAAGCCACUUCUCUUAUUUUCUGCAGCUCUGCAUUGCACCCAUUUUCACCUUCACCCCAUCUCAUCCUGUUCUUUUGCCUCUGCUUUCAUCUUCAUCCCUUUCCCCAUGCCUCCUACUCCCUCCUUUUGGGCAACUUCCUUUGCAUCCCCAUUCUUACUCUCAGUCCCUUUUUUCCUCCACCCUCUCCUUACUUUUGUCUCCCUUACACACAGAUCAUUCCUAUUCACACAGCUUCUCCUCUCUUUCCAAUCUCUUCCUUCUCAUGGCCCUAUCAGACUAUAGAUAAUUUUUGUACACAAAUGCAUCUACAUUUGUGCCAAUAAGUGCAUUCAUUUGUGAAAAUAACCUACAAAAAUGCAUUAAAUAAGAAGAAAUGGCUUGAAAAUAUGUGGGUAUUAGUCAAUACCAGGAAGGGAAGAAUACCCAGCCAGUUUCUCAGCCCACUAGCAGUGACACCCCAUUGCAGAGUUUUCUUAUGCAAAAUAGGCAUAUUUCACUAUUUCAAGUAGCGUGAUUGGUCUGCAUAUAAGUCUAGCACUUUCACUCAUUCAGGGUACUGUCUUACCACAAACCCUGUUAUUUUCUCAUAUGUGUGUGUGUGUGUGUGUGUAAAAAGCAGAAUACAGUGGUACCUCGUGUUACAGACAGGAUCCGUUCUGGAGGCCUGUCCGUAACGUGAAAUGCCCCAAACUCAAAGUGCUGUGUCUGCGCAGCGUGAUUUGGCGCUUCUGCGCAUGCGUGAGCGGCGGAACCUGGAAGUAACGCAAAAAGACGCAACAUGAAGCGGACGCAACACAAGGUAUGACUGUAUAAGCGUUGUUUUUUACUACAUGAACCAGGAAGCUAAUCAAUAAAUAAUCCCAUUUCAGAGUCCUCCAACUCAGCAUAGUUUUUUUCAGCACACUACAUGAUUCAUUGGGAUGUGUGUUUAUAAAUACACAGGCAGUUUUGUAAUACUAUGAAAAAUGUACGACUUUAGUAAAAAGGCUGCAAUCCUAUACAAUGGGAGCAGGUAAAAUUUCUGUUUAUAUGAGAUGGAGGAGGAUGAUAGUCUUCUUAGGGAUAUAACAGAGCACCGACAGAACAGAACACCAACCAGAAGCAGCACCUCAACACCUUCCACAUACACUGUGUCAGGAAGAUUUAGGGAAUCAUAUGACAGCACAGAGUCUCAAACAAAGAUGUUCUCUUUCAAGCCCAUAAAAUUACAAGCUUUACUCUCUUCCCUUGGAUGUGGAAGAUUGCUGGAGGGGAGAGAAGCUGUGAUAUCUUCCAUAUUACCAUAAUCCCGAAUUAAUCCAGAGUAAAUGGAUUAGGUUCUCCGUAUGUUCACUAGACAUCCAUGAAGAUAUGCUGGGUUGCUGAUGGUACUGCCCAAAGGCAAUGGGAAUCCUGUAGAGAUAAUUGCUUUUAUAUGUUAUUAAUAAAUAUAAUUUGCAUGUUUUGGGAGAGCCAUGUUCCCACAAAUACUAUAGAACCAGUAAUAUGGGAGAGAGAAGAAGAAGAAGAAGAAGAAGAAGAAGAAGAAGAAGAAGAAGAAGAAGAAGAAGAGUUUGGAUUUGAUAUCCCGCCUUUCACUCCCCUUCAGGAGUCUCAAAGCGGCUAACAUUCUCCUUUCCCUUCCUCCCCCACAACAAACACUCUGUGAGGUGAGUGGGGCUGAGAGACUUCAAAGAAGUGUGACUGGCCCAAGGUCACCCAACAGCUGCAUGUGGAGGAGCGGAGACGCGAACCCGGUUCCCCAGAUUACAAGACUACCGCUCUUAACCACUACACCACACUGGCUCUCCAGUGAUUUGUUCAGCUGUUCACUGUGAUUUGUUCAGAUUUGUUCACACUGGCUCUCCAGAGAGUGAUUUGUUCAGCUGUCAAAUUUUCAUUUACAGCUUCUACUAAAACGAGUGGAUAUGGGAAUCAGAAACAGAUGCUUCACUCACUGAGCUCCAAGAUACCGGGAUGCCAGCAGGUUAGGAAAGGCUGAUCUCAACCAUGAUACCAAACAGGCGUCCAAAAGAAGUUGGGUCAUGGAACAUGUUACUGGGCUUCUUCAUGGUAAUUACUGGUUUUUGUUUUUACUUCCCUUGAAGCUCUAUGAAAUGUUCCCUUGAGUCAUGAAGCAUCUUCCAGGGCCACACAAGAAGGCGUUGUCCUCUAGGGAGUUUAUGCUUUUAUUUGCAAAGGAGGAGAUAAAGAAGCAUAAAGAACAUCAUCUGCUACGUGAACCACAGGAUUUCACUGAUUUCUAUCUACUUCAGAUGGAGAAACUAAGUAUCUGUUUUGUAUGUGAACAUGGUUAAUUCAAAGAGUCAUUACAUUCCCUGCAAGGAUUUUAGGGCCACCAUCAGGAUUUUGUGGGUUGCUGAUAAUAUUUGCAUUCAGUGCCCCCUCAACAGCACUUCCCAGAGAUUAUUGUUAACUAGUAAAGUGGAUUACAAAACCCACAUGUGCCUGCAUUGAAAAUAAUGAAAAAACAAAUGCUUUAAUAAAUUUGAUGGCAAAUAUGAUUGAAUGGCCAAGGGUUCAAAAUGGUGCCUAAUGUAUGUUAAAGGAUAUUCUUGGUGUAAUUAUUAGUGUAAGGUUUAAUCUCUGUUCCAAACUGAAACAUCUUACACUACUCAGUGGUGGAGGAAGGGGGCAAGGGAGGACAAAAAAGUUGGUUUCCAGGUGGAAAAAUCAAAAUUGGAAACAGAAUUGUUAGAUUCCAAAAUUAAGAAUUUGUCAAAAAUGUAUAACUUGCUGUUGAAAUGGAAUACUCAGGAUGAAACAGUGAAAUCAGCAAUGAAAUCAACUAUGAUUAAAUGGGCACAAGAUGUAGGACAUAAUAUUAUGAUGGCUGACUGGGAACAGUUAUGGACCACAGGUAUGAAGUUUACGGCAUGUAAUGCCCUAAGAGAGAAUAUAAUGAAAAUGACCUACAGGUGGUACAUGACACCAGUCAAGCUUGCAAAAAUAUACCACUUGCCCGAUAAUAAAUGUUGGAAAUGCAAAGAGACUGAAGGCACAUUUUUUCACCUUUGGUGGACGUGCCCAAGGAUUAAGACAUUCUGGGAGAUGUAGUUUCAAUCACUACAAAUUCUGGACAAAAUGGAUUGUUUCAAGAAGUGGCAGAGAGAUAUUUCUAGAUUUGUCUGGCAGGGCAAGAAGCCCAGAAUAAAAUUUAAAAUAUUAACUGAUGUAAAGGAAAGAGGGGGAUUUGCCCUGCCAGACUUUAAACUUUAUUAUGAAUCAGCAGCAUUCUGCUGGUUGAAAGAUUGGCUGCUUCUUGAGAACACAGACAUUUUGGAUCUAGAAGGUUUCAAUAAUGUUUUUGGGUGGCAUGCAUAUUUAUGGUACGACAAGGUUAAAGCACAUAAAGCAUUUAAAAACCAUAUUGUCAGGAAAGCAUUGUUUAAUGUCUGGACAAGAUAUAAAGACUUACUUGAAAAUAAAACCCCAAGGUGGUUGUCACCGAUGGAGGCAAAGGCCCUGAAAAAGCUCAAUAUGGAGGCCAAGUGGCCGAAAUAUUGGGAAAUCUUGGAGCAAGAAGGAGACAAAUUGAAAUUGCAGAGUUUUGAGAAACUAAAAGACAAAGUGCGAGACUGGCUUCAUUAUUAUCAAAUAAGAGAGGCUUAUAAUUUAGACAAAAAAAUUGGCUUCCAGGUGGAAAAAUCAAAGUUGGAAACAGAACUGUUAGAUCCUAAAACAAAGAUACUUUCAAGAAUGUAUAACUUGCUGUUAAAAUGGAACACUCAGGACGAGACGGUUAAAUCUGCUAUGAUUAAAUGGGCACAGGACGUUGGACAUAACAUUAUGUUUGCUGACUGGGAACAGUUGUGGACCACAGGUAUAAAAUUUACAGCAUGCAAUGCCCUAAGAGAGAAUAUUAUGAAAAUGAUAUACAGGUGGUACAUGACCCCAGUCAAGCUUGCAAAAAUCUAUCACUUACCCGAUAAUAAAUGUUGGAAAUGUAAAGAAACUGAAGGUACAUUCUUUCACCUGUGGUGGACGUGCCCAAGGAUUAAGGCUUUCUGGGAGAUGAUUUAUAAUGAACUAAAAAAGGUAUUUAAAUAUACCUUCUUGAAGAAGCCAGAGGCCUUUUUCCUGGGCAUAGUCGGCCAAUUGGUGGCAAAGAAGGAUAGAACUUUCUUUAUGUAUGCAACAACAGCAGCAAGAAUACUUAUUGCAAAGUAUUGGAAGACACAAGAUUUACCCACCCUGGAAGAGUGGCAGAUGAAGGUGAUGGAUUAUAUGGAAUUGGCGGAAAUGACUGGCAGAAUCUGAGACCAGGGAGAAGAGUUGGUGGAAGAAGAUUGGAAGAAAUUUAAAGACUAUUUGCAGAAAUACUGUAAAAUUAAUGAAUGUUAAAAUGAUGUUGGAUUGAAAAUAAGUGGUUUUGGUAAUAAGGUUAAAAAGAAUGUGCAAAUAUAGAUGGUCAUAUGGACGAAAAUAUAUAGUUAUAAUAGGUUAAGACACAGAGUAAAGAUAAAUGAAAGAGGGUAAGGAUUUGCUGAAAGGAUUUUGUAAAUGGGAAUACAAAAAGGGGAGGUGUGAGGAGGUCAAGGAAAUAAGUAAAUGAGCCUAAAGAUAUUGAAAAAUUAAUUUUUCUUUAAUUUUUUUUUUUUAGCCAUCUGUUUUUUGUAUUUUGUAUUUUCUUUCUUUUUUUUCUUCUUCUGCUAGGUCUUUUUUUUUUUUUUUGGUAAUUUUUGUAUUUUUCUUGUUAUCUUUUUUCUUUUCCUGUCUAUGUUUUCCUUUUAGAUUGUUAAACCUAUGUUUAUUGUAAAAUCCUAAUAAACAUUUUAUAAAAAUAUAUAUAUAAUGAAAUGAAAAAGGUAUUUAAAUAUACCUUUCUGAAGAAACCAGAGGCCUUUCUCCUGGGCAUGGUCAGCCAAUUGGUGCCAAAAAAGGAUAGAACCUUUUUUAUUUAUGCCACAACAGCAGCAAGAAUACUCAUCGCGAAGUAUUGGAAGACACAAGAUCUACCCACCCGGGAAGAAUGGCAGAUGAAGGUGAUGGACUACAUGGAAUUGGCGGAAAUGACUGACAGAAUCCGAGACCAGGGAGAAGAGUUGGUGGAAGUAGAUUGGAAGAAAUUUAAAGUUUAUUUACAGAAACAUACUGAAAGAGACUCCAAAUAUUUCCUAUCUUUGGAUAUACUUGGUGCCCUUUGGACACCCUUGUUAGAAGUGGCACCAUGAAUGGAGGCUGCAGGAGGAGUGGACCUGGACGAACUAGAAGAAGAAAGAAAGAAAGAAAGAAGAAGAAGAGAAGGAAGAAGAAGAAGAAGAGGUAGACGGAUUAUAAAAUUAGUAAUAAAGAAUUUAAAAUGGCGAAAAUGGCGUUAAAAUUAUGGACCUGGAAUAUUAAUGGGAUUAACGAGGGGGAAAAAAACGAAAUAAAAUUGAACAACAUUUAAAAAAGAAAAAUUUGGAUAUCAUCUGUCUACAAGAAACUCAUGUGGCAAUAAGACAUAAAAAAAAUUAAUUAAUAAAAAACUGGGAAACGAAUUUGUAUCUUUGGAUAGGAGUAAAAAGAGAGGGGUAGUUUUGUAUAUCAGGAAAAAAAUUGAGGCUCAACAAAUUUUCAAAGAUGAAGAAGGCAGAGUUAUGGCAGUUCAAAUUAAGUGGCAAGAAGAAAAAAUAAUAAUUGUCGGGAUCUAUGCACCAAAUGGAAAUAAGACAGAAGAAGAAAAAUUGUUUGAUUACAUGGAUCAGAAAAUUAUAAUAAUGGGAGACCUGAAUGGAGUGGUGUCAGUGGAAAUGGAUAGAUUGAGAACAACAGGGGUGAGUAAAGAUGGGAAAUUACCUAAGACUUUUUUCUCAAUGAUAAAGAAUUGCAAUCUGAUUGACAUUUGGAGACUUAGACACCCACUGGAGAAACAGUUUACGUUCUACUCAGAACCAAAUCAAUCCAUGUCAAGAAUAUUGGGUAUUGGUCUCAAAUGAAUUAACACCAAGAAUCUCGGAAAUUGAAAUUCAACCAAGAGUGAUUUCGGAUCAUAGUGCAAUAAAAUUUGAAUUAAAAGGUUUUGAAGAAAGAACGUUUAGAUGGAGAAUGAACGACUACCUUCUAGAUGAUCAGAAAGUAGCAGAAAACGCUCAAAAGAAUCUGUCAGAAUAUUUUGUAAACAACUGCAAUAAGGGAACAAAAAUGAGUAUGGUUUGGGACGCCAGCAAAGCUGUGAUGAGAGGAUUUUUUAUUCAGAAAAUAAUGAGUUGAAAAAGAUGUUGAGAUGUACGUUUGUUAAAAAACCAGAGGCCUUCCUAUUAGGAUUGGUAGGUAAUGAAAUUAAUAAGAAAGAUUGUAAACUUUUUCAAUACGCAGUAACAGCAGCAAGAUUACUUCUGGCGCAAAGAUGGAAGCAGGAAGAAAUUCCAACAGUGGAAGAAUGGAGAAUGAAAUUGACUGAAUACGCAGAAUUGGAUAAAUUGACUGGGAAGAUUCGAUAUCAGAAAGACCAAAAGUUUAUUGAGGACUGGGGGAGAUUUACAGAAUAUCUGAAAAGCAUAUGUGAUGAACAGACAACGCUUGUUGGUUUUGAAGAGACUGUGAAAAAUUAAGAAAUAUUGUAAAAAAGAAAGUAGGAGAAAGGAAGAGGAAUGGUUAAAUGCAAUAAUAAGUUUAGAAAUGCGUCAACAAUAGAAAUUUUAACGAAAGAUUGGCAGAGAAACUGAGGGAAGUCAACAAUUGAUGAAUGAGUGAUUAAAUAUGAGCUGAUUGUAUAAAAAUGUUUGGAAAAUGAAUAAAAAUUAUUAUAAAAAAAAAACCAGAAACAUAACCAGUGCUUUUUUAAAAAGGGGUACUCAAAUGUCUGCAGUACUGGCACCUCUUUUUUGUUGUUAAAAAGUGUGGCACUUACUGUAACAACUUCACGGUGAGUACCGGCACCUCUUUUUCUAGAAAAAAGGACAGAUGUUAAUGUUUCCGGGAUCACCCCAGUUCAAAUUGUAAUUUGGGGUACACAAACUGCCAAUGCAAACCACUAUUAAUGCACUUCGAUGCUCAUCAACCCACACUGGAUUUGUGCAGAUGAAGCCACUAUCUUUGCACCAUCAUUCCAAAAUUACAUGGGAAGAAGCUGACUUGGAAAGGGGUGUGGUUUCCUUUUAUUACAUUUCAUUGUACAUGGCUUUUGAAGGGCAUUGGAGAGAUCCUUUCUUCUUCUUCUUUGGUGAUCACUCGUAGCAGAGUAAGAUUGUCUCCCAUUAACACGGUUUUAACAGUGAGUCUGUAAGUGACUGUGGAGGCCAGUUCUGGAUCAACAUGUCCUUCCAUAGUGGGGACAUAGGUUUCUGGGCGGGAAUCUAUUCAAAGAUAAUUACAUUAAAACCUGGAAAGGAAUAAAAAGAGAUUUAGAAAUCUGGAAUAAGUUAAGAUUAUCACUUGUUGGCAGAAUAUCGGUGGUUAAAAUGAACGUAUUGCCGAAAAUGAUGUAUCUAUUCCAAAUGAUACCGAUAAGUGGAGGAAUGGGAAGUCUUAGAUUAUGGCAAAAAGAGAUAUCCAAAUUCAUAUGGCAGUAUAAAAAACCAAGAAUUAAACACAAACUUCUAAUAGAUAAAAAACAUAGAGGUAGACUGGCCCUACCUGACCUAAAUUUAUAUCACGGCGCAGUCUGUUUAAAUUGGCUAAAAGAGCGGAUUGUAUUAAAAGAUGAUGAUUUGUUAGAUCUAGAAGGAUUUAACAAUCGUUAUGGUUGGCAUGUGUAUUUAGCUUAUGAAAAAGGGAAAGUACACAAGGGAUAUAUGAACCAUGUCAUAAGGAAAUCAUUAUAUAAAACAUGGGCAAAAUAUAAGGCUCUCCUAGAACCGAAAACACCAUGGUGGGCAUCACCUCUAGAAGCAAUCACAAUAAAAAAAGAAAAAUAUGGAAUUAGAAUGGGCCACAUAUAAAGAUAUGAUUAAGGAAAAAGAUAAUAAAUUGGUAAUUGAAGAUUAUGAGGAAAUUAAACAACACCUUACGGGUUGGAUCCAGUACCAUCAAUUGUUCAGGACAGAUAAGAAAAAAGGUUUCUCAAAUGAACCUUCAUUAUUUGAAAAAGUGUUAUUACAAAACCAAACCUAGGUAAUAUCAAAAAUGUAUGAUACAUUAGUGGAGUGGGAGGUCAAAGACGAACAGGUCAAGGAGGUAAUGAUCAAGUGGGCUUUAGAUACUGGGAAAACCAUUAACUUAACAGCAUGGGAAGAACUAUGGAGAAAGAACUGGAAAUUUACAGCCUGUGAAGUACUGAGGGAAAAUCUAAUUGAAAUGUUUUAUAGAUGGUUGUUGUUGUUGUUUAGUCGUUUAGUCGUGUCCGACUCUUCGUCACCCCAUGGACCAGAGCACGCCAGGCACAUCUGUCUUGCACUGCCUCCCACAGUUUGGUCAGACUCAUGUUUGUAGCUUUGAAGACACUAUUCAACCAUAUCGUCCUCUGUCAUCCCCUUCUCCUUGUGCCCUCCAUCUUUCCCAACAUCAGGGUCUUUUCCAGGGAGUCUUCUCUUCUCAUGAGGUGGCCAAAGUAUUGGAGCCUCAGCUUCACGAUCUGUCCUUCCAGUGAGCACUCAGGGCUGAUUUCCUUAAGAAUGGAUAGGUUUGAUCUUCUUGCAGUCCAUGGGACUCUCAAGAGUCUCCUCCAGCACCAUAAUUCAAAAGCAUCAAUUCUUCGGCGAUCAGCCUUCUUUAUGGUCCAGCUCUCACUUCCAUACAUCACUAUUAUAGAUGGUACUUAACACCUACCAAAAUAGCUAAAAUGUAUAAGACAAAAUCAAUUCUGUGCUGGUGUUGUGGUAAAACAGAGGGGACACUUAUACAUGUUUGGUGGACCUGUAAAAAAUCAAAAGCUUCUGGAACUUAGUAUAUGAUGAGCUUAAAAAAAUGUUUAAGUAUAACUUUAUGAAAAAUACAGUAGCUUUUCUACUAGGGAUAACGGACACAGGUAUAGCAAGAGAAGAUCAGAAAAUAUUCCUCUAUGCCACAGGAGCAGCAAGGAUCCUAAUUGCUAAAAACUGGAAAAAAGAAACUGUGCCAACAAGAAAGGAAUGGCAAGACAAACUUUUAGAGUAUAUUGAACUGGCUAGAUUAACAGAGGCAAUUAGAGACCACACUAGACAAGAUUUUCAAAAAGCAUGGGGAAAAUGCAGAGAAUACUUCACAAAACAGUGGCCUAAAAUACAUACCUGGACUUGUUUCGAUGAAUGUCUGCAGGAGACUUUGUGGAUAUUUACGUUAUAAUUAGAAAAAUCUUAAUUCAUAAAGGAAACAGUUUAUAAGAAGUAAAUAAGGAGGCAAGAUACAGGAUAAAGGAAGUCUUUUAUUUGGUUGUUUGUAUUGUUGUAUGUUAUGCUCAUUGUAUGUUAUGUUCACGCUUAUUGAGGGUGGAUUUCUGUGGGGGGGGGUUAUGUUAGGUUGUAAAUAAAAUUUCCAAUAAAAAUUAAAAUAAUAAUAAUAAGAAAAUCAUGUCCACUGUCCUCCUAGAAGGCCGAAAACCAUUUUGGGAUUCAGGAAGAGUUGCCUGGGAUGUUGUUAAGAGACAGUUUGUUAAGAUCCUUGCAAUAAUUUUGCCGGCUGCAGCUAAUAAAGAAAAGCCUUGAGAUUGAUAAUUUUGGCAGCCCUAAAACCUGCUGGGAUCUCCUCUCUCUCCCAGAUUUUUUUCAAUGAGCUUGUGAAGUUGUUGUACAAGUUCAAUCCCACUCACUUUGAAGACUUCAGCAGGUAUUCCGUCAGGUCCACUGGCUUUGUUAUUUUUCAUGUGAUUAAUAGCGGUACACAACUCUCCCAGAUUUGGAGAUACUGCAAGCUACAGGGGAGUUGCGGUUAAGGAGAAGUUGGUAAUAUUCUUUCCAGCGCAGUGCAAUAGCUUCUUUAUCUUUUAGAAGUGUGGUACCUUCUGCUGAGUCUAGGGGGCAUAUACCAUGAUUUAUUGGCCCAUAGAUGGUCUUUGUGGCUUUAAAGAAACUCUGUGCAUCAUGAGUGUCAGCUAAGUGCUGGAUCUCUUGAGCUUUUUUAAUCCACCAGGUGUUUUUUAGUUCUCUGGUUCUUCUUUGAACCUCAGCCUUAGUGUUGACAUCGGGUUUUUUCCUUAGUAGCACAGUUUUUAUCUCUUUGCCAUAUCUGAAAGGCCUUCCUUUUUUUUGUUUUUUUGUUAAUAAUGCGUUCAAUUUCACUGUCAUUUUCAUCAAACCAGUCCUGGUGUUUCUUGGUUUGGUAUCUAAUAGUUUGUUUACAGGCAGCAAUAAUGGAUGUUUAUAGCUUGGUCCAAUGUUUCUCAAUGGAGGAUUGUUCCUCAAUCAGGGAAUUCCAAAAGCAGAUGGUCCUUAAGAAUCGUUUGGAAGCAGUCCCACCUGAUAGGCUCUUGAAGGGCUUGAGUGUUCAUUUUGUGCCUUCAUUUCCUUCCUUGAAGCCUGCGUUGAGGUAUAAGCUUGAUAGCCAUCAUGAAAAGUAUUAAUCAGUGCUCUGUCAAGCAGUUGUCGGCACUUGUCAUACCUCUGGUAAGGAGCACAUUAUGGUGAUCUUCAGCUCAGAGAAUUACAUAGUCUAAGAGGUACCAGUGGUUUGACCGAGGAUGCCUCCAUGAUGUUUUCAAGUUAUUUUUCUGUCAAACGCGUGUGUUGUUAAUAAGAAGGUUGUGUACUGCACAUAUUAAAAGUAAGAUUCCAUUCUGGUUGCUGUUACCAAUUCCUUCUUUCCCAUUAGUCCCAGGCCACAGAUCGAAAUCUUGCCCAACUCUAGCAUUAAAAUCACCCUCCUUAGGCAUCUCUGAUAAUGUCUUCAUUGGCAUCCAGUGUUGGUGCAUAAGCACUUAGAAUAGUAGCCUGCUGGUUUUGGGCAAGUUUUAUUCGAAGGGUUGAAAGUCACUCAUUAAUACCAGUAGGUAUUAAGAUAAGAGCUUCACAAAAUCCAUCUUGAUAGCAAAGCCUACUCCAUGUAUUCAACAUUCUUGUUCAGGUAGACCUUUCCAGAAGAAUGUGUAGCCUCCUUUUUCUUCCUUCAGUUGUCCCUCACCUGCUCUUUGAGUUUCUUGAAGCGCUGCAAUAUCGAUGUUAAAACGUCAAAUCUCUCUUGCAAUGAUGGCACUUCUGCGUUUGGGACGCUCCUUAUCUGUACUAUCCUACAAAGUCUGUAUAUUCCAAGUUCCAAAGUUCAAUUGUCUUUUACGACCACUGGGUGGUUACCCCACUGGGCGUGGUAACCCAGUCAUGGGAAAAGGGAGGCAGACUAUGUUUAGGGCACUUUUUCUAGCCCCUCCCCCUUUUCAGGGUGAACAGAGUGGAUCCUAAGUAGGGCUGCUUAGUCAUGGAUACAGUUGCUGAGCUGCUCAGCAACUGUAUCAUUUCUUGUGUCAGAACAAAGGAAUCUGUAUCCAGUGCCCAUGUUCAUGAUUAGGGGCUUCCUGCCACGGUUACCAUUUGCUGGCUGUGGGACUUUUUUGGGUUUGGGUUUGGGAUGGGUUUUGGGGAAGAUGCCUGUGCGUGAAUUUGUUUUAUGGGUGUAGAUCUGUGCAUGCUGACCAACGCACAGUCUCUGCAGUAAGGCUCUGUUCCGAUGGCAUGAGUAGUCACGACUAGAGGUAGAUUCUUAUCUGCUGCAGCCUUCAUCCACCUUCACAGCCAUUGUGACAUACUGCUUGUUAUCAUCCGCCUGUUAUGCCAUUGAGGACUUCUUGGAUCAUUUUUUGUCUAGCUCCUCCCUUUUGAACUUACCGCCUUGGGUGACCUUGCUGGGAGUACGAGACUCCCAACGGCUUCACUCACAAGGGUCAUAGGACUGUGGAAGCCCACUGACCACAACAAGGUGAUGAUCCAACAAGUGAGGAUCCUUUCCUAUACCCUUUACAAAUGCCAUGUUAUGAGUUUGAGGGGGAGUAGACUGAAUGCCGAUACCCUUCUAAUGCCUCGGCCCUGCUUGUAAUUCUUGGAAUAGUCAGACUAGCUUCCUGGUGAGAAAAUGGGUGGUUAAGGUAACAUAGGAAGUGGGUCUGUGCAAGAUGGGAAAUGGAUGGGGGCCCUCCUCCAACUCACAGGUAGUUAGAAAGACAAAGGCAGGAUUGGGAGCGGAAAGUGAAGUGACGAGCUUGAAUGCUAGAAGCAGCAAGCUGGGAAGCGAGAGAAACAACAAUGUUUGAUUUGAAUCCAAGGCUGUGGCUAUGGGGGAAACAAGGCCAUAUUGGGGUGCUGGCUGUGAAUUCCUCCAUUGUAGGCUCAGGCUGUAUAUAUGUGUAAGUAAAACAUAUAUCAUAAAGACACCACAGUCUCUGUUGUGCCUCAUUCCAAAGGAAACACGAACCCUGGGUAAGUGCCUGGAACUCUUGGAAUCUUGAACCACUUGGAGACUGGGGUGGCGAGCAACAGGCAUUUUAGAUGACUACUUCAGUCCAUGACUGUGUGCAAGUAUCUUCCUACAAAUUUACCUGUAAAACAAAGUAUUAGGUGUUGCGCUAGGAAGACCCCCCCUAAGUCAGAUAGAUUUUGUGUGGCCUGCAAUUAAUUCCAACAUUUCACCUUUUCCAUUAUCAUCAACAGAGCAAGGAUGACCCCAACUCUACCUUUGAUGAAGACAACCUGGCAGAGUGUGUUCUUGACCUCUUUAUCGCAGGGACAGAGAUGACUGCUGCUACUCUGCAGUGGGCACUGCUCCUCAUGGUGUCUUAUCCAGAUGUUCAAGGUGAGGGAGAACUUUGCAAUGGAAGCAAGUACCUCCCUGGAUCCCUAUAGAGAAGAGCUUAGAUUUAUUUGCUUUUUAGUAGCUGAUUGUAAUUCUUCCAAGGUUUCAUAAUGGGUGGGUGACAGAAGUUUGUUCACAGUUUCACCCAAAUGGUACAACCUUUCCUCAUGGGGUGUUACUCCAGCCCCAUAAUCAUUGUGUGUUGCCUUUUUCUGAACCUUUUUUAUAAAAGUAGUUAGUAGUUAGUAUGAUGGAAAUAGGCAACUCACCCAAAACCAGUUUAUCUGUUGUGAAUGUGUUUUCUUGUCUUUGUGGUGACUGUAUUGUUUUGUUUUAAGAUUGCUGGACUUCUGAUUCGAAACAAAAUGUUUUACUAUUUCUCAUAAAGGUAAAAUGCUGCUAGGCAUAAUACUGCAAACUUAGGUGUUGUUUACUUCUGCUCAGUCACCAAGAUCUGCUGACUUGUUUCAUCUAGUUUUGACUAACAUUUGCUCUCCAGUCCUUAGAACAAACAGUGACCUAUUUCCACAGUAAUCAAGAGAUCAUUCCCAGAAAACUGGGAACGUUAUUUGAUUCCAGAUUUUCUAGUAACACUAGGAUUUCCUCACAGAGAAGUAUAGAGUGUGCCAUUUCCUAGUUCUAUGUGGAAAAAAAUGCAUAAAAAUGCUUUUAUUUUGGGAUUUUGUUUGGCAUUUAACUUCUAGGCCCCUCUAUAUCCCAGCAGACUCCAGAAGAGAGGCCUGUCUUCAGGGAAAGGGGAUUCUGCCCAGUCUUGCUGACAGGCUGAUGAUACACAAAACCCCUAUGAAAAGAACCCCUUCAGAAACUUGGGAAGGGGAUGUCAAUGACUUGAAUUCAUUUCAGGUUUGGUCUGCUUCCUAGAUAUGCUUCAGCUCCUGGGCAGCAUCUGCUUUGCUCUCAGAAAUGGGAGGAUAGGCAGCUUUGCCAAGAGGGGAAGCCCCCAUUUUGUCCUUGCCUCAAGGGAUAGCUGCUAAGGAUAGGAGGAACACAGAGCUGCCCUACCUUUCCCUUCUGUGGUCGCCUCAGUGCUUGGUCUUUUGUCAGCCACUAACUCUUCUCCUCAGGAGGGAAGGGAAGAGGCAGCUGUUCUCUCAGGAGAAUAGGGAGCCAGAGCUCUCAUUAUACUUAAUUCCUAACAACCAUUUUAAGUACCACCACAAGGAGAUGCUGGUUUCCCCCCUCACACUCCAUCCACUGGGAAGCCCCCCCCCCAAUAUGAACCCCCAAUUAACCAAGAGUGCUACUAAUUUUCACUCAGUCCUGCUGUUAGGCUGUUAGCCAUCCUUUUCCCCUUUCCUGCACUGUCUCUCUGAGGCACUGAGAGGAAAAGGCAGGCCAGAGUGACCAGGCUGCUGCUGGUUACAUUCCUGAGGUAAACAAAAGUGAGGAGAGGCCCCAGAGGACUCUGUGGGGCACCUUCACUCCUCCUUUAGUAUUUGUGGGCUGUAGUUGUGGCCAAAUGCCAUUUUGCUGCUGUGGCAAGCUGCUUAAUCCCUGCUACUCCUGCCACCUCCAUGGCUUUUUUUACAUUGCAUCCAAAGAUGGCAGCAGCAGGAGGGUUGGUUGGCCCUCAAUCCGACUCAGGAUAUUCAUCGCCAGCUCUCCUCCUCUGCCACAUGCUUGUGCCUGCUUUGCAGAUUUCACCACAGAGGUGUUUGCCUUGGGGUAUGGCUGAACAGGGCACAGUGUGGGUCGCCACUGUGGCCACUCUGCCAGGAGGAAGACAGGGAGAAAUGAGCAGCCAUAGAAUUGUGCUAACUAGCCUCCAUGCACUGGCUGCAAUCCUGUUUUGUGUGGGAGAGAAGCCAGGCGCUGAGUUUCAGUAAGGGCAGAACUGAGUGGGUGAAAGAAACAUUUGAUCUGGCUCCUGGUGAAAUAGUCUUCCCAGAGAGUAAGGAACUCCCCUCUGAAUUUGUGGAAACAUGAGAAACUGGCUGCUGCUGAGUCAGGGCCAGGGUCCAUCCAGCUCAGUAUUGCCUACACUGGCUGCCAUCAGCUCUCCGGGAUUUCAGGGAAGGAACAUUCCCAGCCCUACCUGGAGAUUCUGGGAAUUGAAUCACGGACCUUCUGCAUGCAAAGCAGAUGUUCUACCACAGAGUAAUAGACCUUUUCCACAUGCAGCUGCAUUCAAGGUAUUUAAUUGUUAACUUCUUAUUUUCAGGGUGCUGCCAGCAUAUACCAAUGAGCCUCACUUAAUAUACCAGGGUCUUUUCACCCCACCCUAUUCAGCUUGAUUGUCAGAGGUUUCUCAGAUUUAAACCAGGGUAUUUUAAAAUAAAGCUUCAUUUCCCACUUUUUCCUGCAGAUAAAGUCUACAAGGAGAUGGAAGAUGUUUUUGGUCCCUCCCUUCCCAUUUGCUAUGAAGAUCGAAAGAAACUGCCUUACACCAACGCGGUGAUGCAUGAAAUUUUGCGUGCAAAAUAUCCCUUAUUAGUUGGGAUUCCCAGACUAAAUGCAAAGGAUUUGGAAAUGCAUGGUUUUCAUGUUCCAAAGGUACAGGAUAUAGAUAAGGCAGCAGUUGUAUAUUUUGAGAGCAAAGAGCACUUGAGAGUGGCACUUUAAAAGCACAUAUGCAGCACAAAAUCUGAGGGAGAAGGAUCUCCCCUCUCUCGAAAAGAAAUCUGAAGAUUAAUAAUCUGAAAGUUAAUAAAUUCUAUUAUGAGAAAUACAUGCUAUCUUCUGAUGCACCAAAUCAGGAUUUGAAUGAAAUAUUGUGCUUAUUGACUUUAUCUCUAUACAGUGGAAUCUUGGGUUGCUAACGUGAUCCUUGCGGGAGGCACAUUUGCAACCCGCAGCACUGCACCUGCGCACAUGCGGGUUGCGAUUUGGCACUUCUGCGCAUGCACAAAGCACGAUUUAGCAUUUCUGUGCAUGAGCGAGUGCCAAAAGCCAGAAGUAACCCGUUCCAGUAUUUCCUUGUUCGCCGCGGUGCGCAACCCGAAAACACAUAACCUGAAGCAUCUGUAACCCAAGGUACCACUGUAUGUGAGAAAUGUGUUAAGAUUUGGGGCAGUGAAUGGCAAAACUGCUUUCUGCUGUUCCAGAUGCAUUCUGAGACAGCUGUUUCUUCUUUUCAGGGGGCAUUUGUUGCUCCAGAUCUGAACUCUGUUCUUGUCGAUCCCACGCGAUGGGAAAAACCUGAAGAGUUCAACUCAAGCCACUUUUUGGACAAGGAUGGAAAUUUUAGGUCUAGAGAAGAAUUUUUGCCAUUUGGAGCAGGUAAACGUAGAAAUAAUUUAUGGUCAAGUUUAGCAGCUUGUUUCAAACAAACUGAUGGUCAAUGUUGAUUAAACAGAGUGUGGGACAUGAAUGGAUCCCCUGUGGUUUAAAAAAUCAGGUUGGGGUCAUCAUAGGUGCCUUCUCACACUGAGGAUAGUAGGUGCCUGCAAAGAAGGGCUUCAACUUUGCCCAUUGACUUUGUGGGGGCAUCAGAUGACUGACCCAAGAGGCCCAGGUCCCGGUGCCCAACACACCAAGGCAACUCGAUGGAGAUCAUGGACUGCCAGGUAUACCAGUUGCCCCAUUCCAACACAGAGAAAAUUUAUGUAGAGUUACAGAUAGAGGGGGCCCUGUGCUGUAUGGAGCUUGACACGGGUUCAACGCUAUCCAUAAUCUCGGCAAGAACCUUAAAGGAACUGUGCCCUAGCGGGGGUCCCAAACUCAAGCCGGCCCCAUUCACCUUCUGGGACUUCCAGAAACGUAAGGUCCCCACAAUGGGGGUGGGGACCUUCAGGGUGCAAUUUAUUGAGGACUUUCUUGUGGCCCCUACAUUAGCUUGCUGGGAGUGGCAUGGUUUGGACUGCUGGGGCAAGCCGUCACUGGGGUGACCCGCACGAGGUUACAAGUGGACGUGGACGUCAUAUGCAAAGUGUUUCUGGGGGUUUUUGAUGGGGCAUUGGGACAAUAUACCCCCCCAAUGCCCUACAGCUAGACCCCACCAUAUGACCCAUCAGGCUCAAGGCCCACUGGGUCCUAUUCGCCCUGAAACCCCGUAUAGACAAGGAAUUGGACCGGCUUAUGGAGCAAGGAGUGCUGGACCCGGUGCCUAAUGCUCCCUGGGAAACACCGAUACACCUCUCAAGCCUAAUGGUUGGGUCCGCAUCUGCACAGACUACGAAUAUACCAUAAACAAGGCCCUCACGGCCCAUGCAUACCCAGUGCCAGUAGUCAGCCAUGUCCUCACCAACCUGGCUGGGUGAAAUUUUUUGGCAAGCUGGAUCAAUUUUUUUUGGCAAGCCUAUCAACAGUUGCUGGUAGACGAGGCCACAGCAGAGGCACAGACAAUUGUGACGCACAGAGGAGCAUUCAGGAUAAGGCGGCUGCAAUUUGGUGUCAGCGUGGUGCCAGGCAUAUUCCAGAAUGUAAUGGACUCUCACCUUAAAGGGACUCAUGGUGCCACCCCCUUCUUUGAUGAUUUGUUGAUCGCCGGGCCCACGCCAGAGGAGCUCGGGGACUGCCUCCGCACCGUCCUGCACCGUUUCCGGAUGGCAGGCCUCAAGGUGAAGCAGGAAAAGUGUCUACUAGGAGUGCCCCAGGUGGACUUUCUGGGAUUUGCGGUGGACGCAGAAGGGGUCCACCUAACCAGUGACAAGGUAUGGGCCAUUUGUGAUGCCCCAGCGCCCAAGGGCAAGACUGAACUUCAGGCCUUCUUGGGACUAUUGAACUUUUACCUCACCUUCCUUCCUCAUAAGGUGGCAGUAGCGGAGCCCCUACACAGACUCCUAGACAAGCAGGCCCCUUGGGUGUGGGGCUAGUGCCAGGAGGCCGUUUUCCAGGCAGUCAAGGACUUGCUCGUCUUGAACUCAGUCUUGGCACACUUCAACGAGAGGCUGCUGGUGGUGCUAGCAUGUGGCACCUCACCCUACGGCAUCAGUGCUGUCCUGGGACACCAACUCCCGGACGGAAGAGAGGUGCCGGUAUAUACUUUUCCCAGAUGCUCACCGCAGCCAAGGGGAACUACUCACAAAUCAACAAGGUGGGUCUGGCAAUCGUGAAGGGAGUAAAAAAAUUCCAUGAUUUCUUUCGUGUAUGGGCGACCCUUUACCAUGGUGACUGACCAGGACUGACCUUUACCAUGGUGACUAACCAUGGUAAUGAGCCAGUGUGGUGUAGUGGUUAAGAGCAGUGGACUCGUAAUCUGGUGUAUCGGGUUUGCGUCCCCGCUCCUCCACAUGCAGCUGCUGGGUGACCUUGGGCUAGUCACACUUCUCUGAAGUCUCUCAGCCCCACUCACCUCACAGAGUGUUUGUUGUGGGGGAGGAAGGGAAAGGAGAAUGUUGGCCGCUUUAAGACUCUUUAAGGGGAGUGAAAGAUGGGAUAUCAAAUCCAAACUCUUCUUCUCUUCUUCACAAGCCAUUGCUUGGCUUGUUUGCCCCCAAGAAGCAGACCCCCCUGUCGGGGAACCAGCCCACCAGGUGCGGAGGAAAGUGACGAGGAGUCAUGGGUGAAGGUUUAAGCAAGGAGUGGCUCUCUCUCCCAGCAGCCUUGCAUGUUUAUUAGCCUUGCACACAUUACAUCAUGUUGCAUAUACACGUGUAGCACUCGGGUGGAAAACAGCUAGGGUUUGCAUUUCUAAGAAUAACUAUUCUCUACCAGGACAUAACUCCAGACAGCAUGACAGCCACGUAAGCUUUGUGGUUAAGCAGCUCGACACUGACCCAGGCGGGUGGGGAAACAAGUCAGCAGAUGUUUCCUCUUGCACAAUCUUGCACAAGGGUGCUAUUUUUCUGGUGCACCCCCACACCCCCCCAAGUGCUGUCUCCCUGCAUCCUCAGGUGGUCAAUUUUCCUCACCAGAUACCAGUAUGCCCUGAUCCACCACCCUGGGAAGGGAUUGGUCACGCAGACGCCCUCAGCUGCCUACCACUACCAGAAACAGGCCCUGACCCAGCGCCCGUGCAAGAGGUUAUGAGCCUGGAGCUGCUUCCUGACCGCCCCAUUCAGGCACAAGAAGUUGCAGACCAUUCCAUGAAAGAUAGGGUCAUCUCCUGGGUCCUGGACUGUGUGUGGAGGGGAUGGCCCAGCAGCAGCCCCAGGCCAGAAUUCACUGGCUACACAACCUGCAAACAUGAACUAUCAGCCCACAAGGGGUUCCUGUUAUGGGGAAGCAGGAUUGCCAUUCCCCAGCCCCUCUGCAAAAGGGUCCUCACAGCCCUACACGAGACACACCCAGGGGUAGUGAGAAUGAAGGCCUGUGCCAGGAAUUAUGUGUGGUGGCCGGGGAUCAAUGGAGAGAUACAGGCCUGGGUCAAACACUGCCAGACCUGCCAAGAAUCCCACCUGGAUUCCCCAAGGGCCCCAGCCCAGUCCUGGGAGUCCCCCCAAGCACUAUGGCCAUGCCUGCACGUGGACUUCGCUGGCCCCUUCCAGGGGGAAACGUACUUCAUAGUGGUGGACUCCUACACCAGAUGGUUGGAGGUUGCACUGGUACUGUCCACUUCCACGUCUGCUGUGCACCUCCCUUUGUAUUCAGUAGCUCUUAGAAGUAAUGCUUACACCCAGGUUUACACACCGUUUUCAGAACAAACGUAGGAAUGUGUUGUAUUUUUAAAGUAUCCCAAGGCUCUUUGUUGAUGCUGCAAGAUUAACAGGGCAACGUCUCUGGAAAUAAAUGAAGUACUAUAGUACCUUAAGGUUAAGGGGAGAUAUGAUAGCCAUGUUCAAAUAUAUAAAAGGAUGUCACAUAGAGGAGGGAGAAAGGUUGUUUUCUGCUGCUCCAGAGAAGCGGACACGGAGCAAUGGAUCCAAACUACAAGAAAGAAGAUUCCACCUAAACCUUAGGAAGAACUUCCUGACAGUAAGAGCUGUUCGACAGUGGAAUUUGCUGCCAAGGAGUGUGGUGGAGUCUCCUUCUUUGGAGGUCUUUAAGCAGAGGCUUGACAACCAUAUGUCAGGAGUGCUCUGAUGGUGUUUCCUGCUUGGCAGGGGGUUGGACUCGAUGGCCCUUGUGGUCUCUUCCAACUCUAUGAUUCUAUGAUUCUAUGAUUCUAUGAUUCUACCUUAUUGCUCACUGAAGCAUGGAUUUAAGAUACUACAAAACCAAAAGGAAGACGAUUUUCCUUGAUUUUUAUUAACCUCCUCUUUGCUUUCCUCUUUGCAAAGGGCUUGGAGGACUUUUAACAUGCCUCCAGAAUAAGGCCAUUGCUGACUUCUCACGCACACCAUGGCCUGCCAAAAUGAAGCAGAAGCAGAGAGAGAAAGAAUGCAAACUGCCAUAAGUCUCACCUUUCCCCAGGGAUGCCAUUUCCAUGAGAAUUGGGCCCUCCCAUCCCUGUGAAUAGUUAGGGAAAACAUGAGAUGGAGCUGCCUGCUGCCAUGUCUAGUUUGGUCCUGGCAUUGGCUCUUGGUGGCAAGGCCAGUUUUGGUGCCACUUCUCAGUGGAUUCCAUGUGACCUGUGUAUCAUGUGGAUGAGAAUGGUUAUCUCCUUCCAGGAUGUAAGGGCAGUCUGUCAGCCAGGCUUCUCUUCCUCCUGA
Messenger RNA from Podarcis lilfordi (Lilford's wall lizard), 75075 nucleotides. The record is from the annotation of a GenBank genome assembly. NCBI's taxonomy places the organism in Eukaryota, Metazoa, Chordata, Lepidosauria, Squamata, Lacertidae.